ACAGUGAGGAGUUUGGUUGCGGCUGUGCUGAAAGAGAAGGGCCAGAAUGAGAGGAUCGGCCAGUCCUCCACCCAGGUAGGUGUCUGACUUUGACAUUUGUAUCUGAGUAUCACGUUUGUUUGUUUGAGUGUGAAGCUGUGCCCCAGGCUGUAACCAUUUGUUUCUGACUGACCCGCUGUGUUUUUGAUCGAUGCAUUGUGUUUAUGACUGUGUCUCUGACUGUGUCUGAUUCCUGGCUGUGGAGGCCCUGUGGGAGCAGUGCCAUAGUGACUGUGCCUCUGCUCUGUCUCCUGUGUCUUUGACUGUGUCUGACUCUGUUGCAGGGCACAGCCGUGGAGGCCCUGUGGGAGCAGUGCUGUAGUGACUGUGCUGCGGUGCGCUCAGCCUGCUGUGACGCCCUGGUGCUCCUGGUAGAGCAGGCCCACGCCGACCUGCACUAUGUACUCAACAGCAUCCUCAACCUCCUGCCCUCCGCCAGGUACCGCACGUGUCCACGCAUGCACACACGAGGGUUUCCAUUAGGAAAAUGUGGCGCCGGACAAUUGACUGGCAGCAUUUUAAUUGACCGGACAUUUGAGAAAUUGACCGGACCCAUAUGCUUUGGGUGCGUGACCUGAUUAGGGCAUCCACCCACGGUGCUCAGAAUGACAGAAAUCACAUUUAGAUUCUGGUAAUUUAUAUUAACAGAACAUGCAAGUCAAGGAUGCAACGAUGUGUGGUCCUUCUUUCAUUCUGAUGUGCACUUUGAAGAUGUUAGAAUAACUGUCCACAUUUACUCUUUCUCAGCCAGCAAGACGAGUAACGAACAGCAAAAUCACUAGCCUAUGUCAAUCUACUAUCCCCCAUAGUAAAAAAGUUGACCUAUUCUAUUGGUCAGCUUGUCAAGAAAGAAAUAGCCUAUGCCGAACCAGACUCUGGGACCGUUUUGGGACGAUAGAUCCCAAAUUCAUACAACCAAUAGGCCUAGGCUACAUUUUAAAAGUAAAAAAGCAAUGAGGCUGAUGCAACAGAUCAGAACGUUUAGCUUAAAAUGUUGAUCAACUAUUAUUUAAUCAUAUUAUAAACGCAGCCAAGCGCACAAGGCAGCAGGCUACGCUCAAAUGUUUGUUCCAUAAUGCAAUUAACGGGAAAACACCGUUGUUAAAGCCCACCGCACAUGCAAGUGUUUUCAUGUGACAGAGAUGAAAAUAUCCAUUAGAAAUUUUGAAAGAGGGGAGAUCUAAUAUGCAACAACUAGCAUCGGUUGCAUGACUAGGAUUGUGCCUUUGGCUACUGGACAAUGAAAGAAAGUUAAAAUAAUUGCCUCCGGAUAUGGUCUAAUUUUGGCAAGGUAAGACAUGCCUCAUAAUAUGUAGUAAAACUUUCAGGUUUCAAACAAUUAAGCAUUUGUUUUCAAAAUGCGUACUGCCUCUAGCUCAUUACAAAGUGGUGUGUGAUACGCUGAUGAAGCCUGCCUUCCGUUGCCAAUGCAUGCUGUUUGAGAUGAUGUAGCAACAGCUCUCGUGUUGUCUGACAGAUUUUCCACUCAAAGGCUCUAUCUGUAUGCUGUACACGUGUGAUAAAUAAGAUACAUAACUAAUAUACUGUACACACGAGGCAAUUUAAUUCCACAACAUUAUGCAAAUUAACCUAUAGACCGCUAAGCAUGAUCAGUCAAAUAUAUUUCCAUCAAUUAAUAGGCUAAAAAGCAUAAUUUCGCAAUGAGAUUUUUCUUUCUUCUCCCGGACAAUUGACCGGAACCAGUUUUUUAUUUAUCUCUUUUCACAUUUUUUAUAGGCCAAAAGCUGGCUAUUACUGGCUAACGGAAGCCCUGGGGCGCACGCACACGCACAAUUCAGAAAAUAUGUCUCAGCGUGUAUUACAACCUUUAUUACACAUGUGCUCAGAGAGUUCAGACAGACUUGAUUAGAGUUAGACUCAUAAAAAUGAUCUGCUACUGUUGUUCUUCUAUUAAGACAGCCUCCCCCACCCUGUGGAGGUCUUAACAGAUCUUAGCCAUACUGUCAGACGUGCCCCUCCCCUAUCUCUCUGUGGUUGAACACUUAUCAGGACAUCCUGUUACACAGCAUUGUCACGCCAAACUGUAGAGCAGUUGAUCGUGCUAUAUUAAGUCAUUUUGAAACCCCUUAGUAGUUCUGUAGCAUUGAGAAUGCUCUCACUGUAAUAUGGUAACAAAGUCAUUUCACUGAGGAGGGGACACGCUGUCUUUGCCACUCGCCAAGCUGCUGCUGCUGACUUUGAGCUAUUGAUCGUGCUUAGGUAAUGGCCAUCGCAGCAGGAAAUGGAACGCCAAACAGCUUGUGACCUUUCCCGUCUCGGAUAUUAUGGCAUGCGUCGUCUAAUAUCAUUGUGUAAAUGUUAGGUGUGCUACUCUUACUGCAGUGCUCACCAACCGGUGAAUUCGCAAGGCACAUUUUUUCAAUUCGCCAUUGCGCUGUUGGCGGUAUGUGCACUUGAUUCAGAAGCCCUGCGCUGGAUAGGCAAAGUGUUCCCGUUUUGAACUAUUUCAUUUGUCUGAAGAAACAAACUCUGCCUACCCGGCGGACCAGGAGAGCUAAAUCAAGUUCUCCUACUGCGCUGGCCAAUCAGAUAGCUUAAAUCUCUGUGACUACCGCUUCCACAACCCCACAGCAAAGUUUGUCCAGUGUGAAGGAAGUUAGAGGAAGUUUUGCGAGCCAAUGCUAACUAGCGUAAGUGCAAUGACUGGAAGUCUAUGGGUAUCUACUAACAUGGCAUAAAAAUGGGAUCCACGAGUUCAUCUGACUCUGAGGAAGUAGAUAAAGGGACUCAUUGCCAACAUCCCGCAGUAUCCCUUUAAUGUUAUAGGUGAGUGAGUGCACACGGGGAAGAAACAGCUUGAAUCUUCAUUUUGAAAGAAAAAUCUGCAUUUAUACUAACAUGGCAUCUCUGUUAUGUUUUAUUCUUACAUUUAGGACUGACAGUCCAAGUCAGUCUAACAAACAUUACAGACAUAUCCCUCUUCAUCUGGGAUCUGAAAUAGCGACCAGUCCCUCUCAACGCAAUGUGACAUCUGGUUAUCAUGUACGACUCAGUAACACAGUGGCCACCAACAUUUUCUGAAUCAAGAUCACUUUCGGAGUCAAAAACCAAGCUGAGAUCUACCGCUCAGAUUUAAAAAAAGAACAUGACUUAAAGGGAUAUGUCUGGAUUUAUCUACUUUCCCAUAGUCAGAUAAACUAGUGGAUACCAUUUGUAUGUCUCUGUGUCCAGUAUGAAGGAAGUUAGAGGUAGUUUCGCGAGAGAAUGCAAACUAGCGUUAGCGCAAUGACUGGAAGUAGAUACUCAUAGACUUCCAGUCAUAGCGGUAACGAUAGCUAGCAUUGACGCACAAAACUACCUCUAACUUCCUUCAUACUGGACACAGACAUAAAAAUGGUAUCCACAAGUUCAUCUGACUCUGGGGAAGUAGAUACAGGGCCUUAUUGUCAAAAUCCCAAAGUAUCCCUUUAACGUCCUCUGCAUAGUAUAGGCCUAAGCUAUCUGGGUUCUGUAAACUGCUAGUUAUACCUCUGGCCUUUUUUUUCUGUUUCUUAUGAACAGGAAUGUGCAGGGGUUGAUAAAAGUGAUAGGAAGGCUUCUCCAGAUGCAAGCGGACCAGCGAGACAAAGGAACGCCCUUCACUUGUCCCUACUCCAUCAGGUUAGUCCACUUCACUUGUCCCUACUCCAUCAGGUUAGUCCAUUUCACUUGUCCCUACUCCAACAGGUUAGUCCACUUUACUUGUCCCUACGCCAAUAGGUUAGUCCACUUCACUUGUAACAGCUCAAUCAGGUAAUUCCAUGGUUGCCAUGGCGCCUAGUGGCAGCCUUGGUAGUUUACUCCUGCAAAACGUAUCCUUAAUUACAGUGAGGGAAAAAAGUAUUUGAUCCCCUGCUGAUUUUGUACAUUUGCCCACUGACAAAGACAUGAUCAGUCUAUAAUUUUAAUGGUAGGUUUAUUUGAACAGUGAGAGACAGAAUAACAACAAAAAAAUCCUAAAAAACGCAUGUCAAAAAUGUUAUGAAUUGAUUUGCAUUUUAAUGAGGGAAAUAAGUAUUUGACCCCUCUGCAAAACAUGACUUAAUACUUGGUGGCAAAACCCUUGUUGGCAAUCACAGAGGUCAGACGUUUGUUGUAGUUGGCCACCAGGUUUGCACACAACUCAGGAGGGAUUUUGUUCCACUCCUCUUUGCAGAUCUUCUCCAAGUCAUUAUGGUUUCGAGGCUGACGUUUGGCAACUCGAACCUUCAGCUCCCUCCACAGAUUUUCUAUGGGAUUAAGGUCUGGAGACUGGCUAGGCCACUCCAGGACCUUAAUGUGCUUCUUCUUGAGCCACUCCUUUGUUGCCUUGGCUGUGUGUUUUGGGUCAUUGUCAUGCUGGAAUACCCAUCCACGACCCAUUUUCAAUGCCCUGGCUGAGGGAAGGAGGUUCUCACCCAAGAUUUGACGGUACAUGGCCCCGUCCAUCGUCCCUUUGAUGCGGUGAAGUUGUCCUGUCCCCUUAGCAGAAAAACACCCCCAAAACAGAAUGUUUCCACCUCCAUGUUUGACGGUGUGGAUGGUGUUCUUGGUGUUAUAGGCAGCAUUCCUCCUCCUCCAAACACGGCGAGUUGAGUUGAUGCCAAAGAGCUCGAUUUUGGUCUCAUCUGACCACAACACUUUCACCCAGGUCACCUCUGAAUCAUUCAGAUGUUCAUUGGCAAACUUCAGACGGCCCUGUAUAUGUGCUUUCUUGAGCAGGGGGACCUUGCGGGUGCUGCAGGAUUUCAGUCCUUCACGGCGUAGUGUGUUACCAAUUGUUUUCUUGGUGACUAUGGUCCUAGCUGCCUUGAGAUCAUUGACAAGAUCCUCCUGUGUAGUUCUGGGCUGAUUCCUCACCGUUCUCAUGAUCAUUGCAACUCCACGAGGUGAGAUCUUGCAUGGAGCCCCAGGCCGAGGGAGAUUGACAGUUAUUUUGUGUUUCUUCCAUUUGCGAAUAAUCGCACCAACUGUUGUCACCAUCUCACCAAGCUGCUUGGCGAUGGUCUUGUAGCCCAUUCCAGCCUUGUGUAGGUCUACAAUCUUGUCCCUGAUAUCCUUGGAGAGCUCUUUGGUCUUAGCCAUGGUGGAGAGUUUGGAAUCUGAUUGAUUGAUUGCGUCUGUGGACAGGUGUCUUUUAUACAGGUAACAAACUGAGAUUAGGAGCACUCCCUUUAAGAGUGUGCUCCUAAUCUCAGCUCGUUACCUGUAUAAAAGACACCUGGGAGCCAGAAAUCUUUCUGAUUGAGAGGGGGUCAAAUACUUAUUUCCCUCAUUAAAAUGCAAAUCAAUUUAUAACAUUUUUGACAUGCGUUUUUCUGGAUUUUUUUGUUGUUAUUCUGUCUCUCACUGUUCAAAUAAACCUACCAUUAAAAUUAUAGACUGAUCAUUUCUUUGUCAGUGGGCAAACGUACAAAAUCAGCAGGGGAUCAAAUACUGUAGUGAGUGUUGCAACCGAGGACAGACAAUGUUUAUGCGCUACACUCUUCAGCACUCAGCGAUCCCGUUCUGUGAGCUUGUGGCCUACCACUUCACGGCUGAGCCGUUGUUGCACCUAGACGUUUGCACUUCACAAUAACAGCACUUACAGUUGACCGGGGCAGCUCUAGCAGGGCAGAAAUGUGAUGAACUGGCUUGUUGGAAAUGUGGCAUCCUAUGACGGUGCCAAGUUGAAAGUCAACAAGGCCAUUCCAUUCUUCAGUAAGGCCAUUUUACUGCCAAUGUUUGUCUAUGGAGAUUGCUUGGCUGUGUGCUCAAUUUUUUCAAACCCGUUUUUACUUUGUAUUGGUUGUAGAUUGAAACAAUUUAAUCCAUUUUAGAAUAAGGCUGUAACGUAACAAAAUGUGGAAAAAGUCAAUGGGUCUGUAUAUAGUGUAUUUGACUACUUCUUCAAUCAACUAUCUAAUUGUUUGGAUUCAAAUACCAGCUCAGAUCCUCCACGAUCCUCAUCUCUUUUUAUCUCAUCUCCCAUUUACUGGACUGAAGGCUGGACCAAAAGAUACAGAAAUGGCAGCAACUAUCACUCACUACACCCAAGGAUUCAUCAGAAGUUUUUAACAUAUUAAAACAACCCUGUGCAGGGAGCUGAAGAACAGCCUUAUGCAAUAAGGUAUCCUCUGGAAAAAAUGCAGACGACGGGGCGGUAGGAGUCUAAUGAACAAACUUAAGUCUAUUGUGUACACUUGUAAUGCGAGCAGUACAUCAUGCACACCUGAAGUGGAUGAUAAAGGACACUGGCCAGUUCUGCAGGCUGCCCCUCAGGCAACUUCCAAAGUAAUUCAACUGGGGAUUUUAAAUUCAAGGUCCAUAAAUAACAAAGGCUUACUACUGAAUGGCAUAAUCACCGAUAGACUUUCUCCUUCUCACUGAGACUUGGCAUCAGCCCAAUGAGUACAUAUCCCUCAACCAAUGCAUUCCAUCUGGCUACACCUACCUGGACUGUUCUCGCACAUCCGGACGGGGUGGCAGAUUGGCUGUAAUCUGCAGGACUGAGAUUUUACUCCAGUACAAGCUGUCAUGUUUUGAAUGCAUGUCUUUCAAGAUCACUGGCUCUGUAUCACUACUGGCUGUGCUGAUUUAUUGGCCUCUGACUUUCUUGCUGAACUAUCUGAGCUACUAUCACUCCUGAGCUCCUUGUGCCCUGCUAUGCUAGUGCUUGGUGAUUUCAACAUGCAUGUCGACUCCCCUGACUGCAGUCUCUCUACUGGCCUGGCUGUUGUCCUGGACAACUUUGGACACCAACAGCAAGUGGACUUUGCCAUUCACAACAAAGGCCAUACGCUGGACCUGGUCUGUACCACAGGCGUGGAUCUGGCCAAAUUGGAAGGAAAUGUGUCAGGGCUGUCCGACUAUAAACCCAUCACCUACACCCUAGCUAUUCCUCUACCCAUUUGGCCCAAGAAACGCUCCAUUCAGUUUAGAAGACUGAAAACAAUAAACAGUGGCCAGCUUACUGAAUAUCUCUACCUGCCAGUUACUGACUCUGGCUCAAUACAACACUGCCUUGGCCUCCAUACUGGAUGAAGUUGCUCCUUUGAAAACCUGUAUGGUGUCUUUCUCCAAAUCGUCUCCCUGGUACACUGAAGAGCUACGCUCUCUCAAAGCAACUGGCCCUCGUCUAGAACGACAGUAUAAGAAAACUGGGCUUAACUCUACAUGCGCAGAUGUAUGAGCAACAUCAGCAAGAUUACCAACUGACCAUAAAUGCAGCUCUGACAUCCUACUACUCCCAACUGAUCAGCAACGGCAGUGGUAACUCCCGUGUGCUGUUCUCUACUGUGAGCAUGCUCCUCCAACUAGGGCUGUGGCGGUCAUAAAAUGUUGUCAGCCGGUGAUUGUCAAGCAAAUAACUGCCGGUCUCACGGUAAUUGACUGUUAAUGAACAUAAACACAUUUAGCAUCUCCUGGCUUCCACGCAUAGCCUACAAGCCACUGAUGCAGACCUUUAGAACAUCUACAUUUUAAUAAGUCUAAUAAAUCAAUUUAACAUAGCCUACACCAUCACAAUAAAUCCAUUAUUUAUUUUAGACAGAUCUAAAGAAACAUGAUAUGAAGAAAAUGUAGUUUAUUUCAGAAUAACAGAAUAGCAUACUCUGAGUUGUCCUUAUGUUAGGCCCUGAUCUGGCUAUGCCAUAUGGCUGUGGGCUACACUAGUUCAUUUAGCAGGCCAGAUUUGCUGUGUCAUUAUUUUAUAUUAUUUUAUAGUAUGAAGAAUACAAUUGAACAUAGCUGAAUAAAAUAGAAAGGAUAUUUUCUCCAAACGAUUUGAGGGAGUGCGCACAUGCGGUUAUUCUAUGUUGAGCGGUUAACAAAGAAACAGGUCCUUCUAUGCACUUAAUUUAGAGUUAUUUAUGCAACUUUAGUUGUGAUACAAACGUUGAGCUAUAUGUUUGGAUUUUUUAUACAUUCUAAGGCUGCAUGAUGCGACUCUAAAUUAUGAUUUGAAAAAAGUUGCAUGAAAGGCAAGAGCUCUGCUUUGUUUUUUGCGCAGGCUGUACACACUUCUUCAGUCUCUCAUUCACAAUUUGACAAGCACUUGAUAAAGCCUCUAAUUUCCCGGCGGCAUCCCCUUUGUGUGGCCGUAAUGCCCCCUAAAAAAAAUAUGUGCCUUUUGCGGCCAGUGCCUUGGGCUGAAUAUAAUCAUUAUAAUUCCAUUCUCCCGGCUGCCUGCUCCGAAGCACCUCUCUCACUAACAUGGUGCUCUCAGAUAUCUAAAUUCUUAUUAGCCAAUGCCCGUCACGUGAUCGGGUCCUUCUCACAGGCUACAAGUGAAGACAGACACAUCGGGGACGCAACUGUGCGCGUCCUUAUCCAAUUCCGAGGCGCAUAUUGAAGAUGUUGGAAGAACUGUCCACAUUUACUUUUCGUCAGCCAACAAGAUGAGUAGGCCUAACGAAUAGCAAAAGCACUAGCCUAUGUCAAUCUACUAUCCCCCAUAGUACAAAAGUUGACUUAUUCUAUCCUGUGUGAGAAAUAAAUAUUCCAAACAUAGUCUGGACAGUUGUGGGAUGCAAUAGAUCCCAAAUUAAUACAACCACUAGCUUCAAAAAAAAGUUUAAAAGCAAUGAGGCUGACGCAACAGAUCAGAACGUUUAGCUUAAAAUGUUGAUAAACUAUUAGGCUAUUUCUUCACAUCAUAAGCUCAGCAAUGCGCACACGGCUGUAGGCUAUAAGCGUGAAUGUUCCAAAAUGCAAUCAAUUAGCAGGAAAACACCAUUCUCAAAAGUGACCGCAAAUGCAAUUAUGCAUGUAAUGCUUUUAUUAUAAAGGUCAAUUUUUAUGGUGAAAAUUAUCUUCCCCAAACAUGGAUCUCACGCGAUUUGUAUGUAUGCCAUUUAGGCUCUACACCCGUUGUAAUGCAAAUUAAUGUACUUAAUUUUAAGAAGUUAUUUGGCCACUUUAGUUGUGAUACAAACCUUAUCAAAAUAUAUAGGCCUAUGGGCUAGGCUACAUGUGUGACUAUUAUUAGAAAAUGUUGCAAAAAAGGCAUGCAGUGUUUCUUGCCUUACUGCAUUCAAGCUGGGCAUAAUUCACAAGUGAUAAUAUAUAAUUCACAAAUGAUAGGCUAAUAUUGUCACAUCAGACUAUUCUUGAUUUUAAUGUUGUCUUUACAUACAGUGGGGAGAACAAGUAUUUGAUACACUGCCGAUUUUGCAGGUUUUCCUAUUUACAAAACAUGUAGAGGUCUGUAAUUUUUAUCAUAGGUACACUUCAACUGUGAGAGACGUAAUCUAAAACAAAGAUCCAGAAAAUCACAUUGUAUGAUUUUUAAGUAAUUAAUUUGCAUUUUAUUGCAUGACAUAAGUAUUUGAUACAUCAGAAAAGCAGAACUUAAUAUUUGUUACAGAAACCUUUGUUUGCAAUUACAGAGAUCAUACGUUUCCUGUAGGUCUUGACCAGGUUUGCACACACUGCAGCAGGGAUUUUGGCCCACUCCUCCAUACAGACCUUCUCCAGAUCCUUCAGGUUUCGGGGCUUUCGCUGGGCAAUACGGACUUUCAGCUCCCUCCAAAGAUUUUCUAUUGGGUUCAGGUCUGGAGACUGGCUAGGCCACUCCAGGACCUUGAGAUGCUUCUUACGGAGCCACUCCUUAGUUGCCCUGGCUGUGUGUUUCGGGUUGUUGUCAUGCUGGAAGACCCAGCCACGACCCAUCUUCAAUGCUCUUACUGAGGGAAGGAGGUUGUUGGUCAAGAUCUCGCGAUACAUGGCCCCAUCCAUCCUCCCCUCAAUACGGUGCAGUCGUCCUGUCCCCUUUGCAGAAAAGCAUCCCCAAAGAAUGAUGUUUCCACCUCCAUGCUUCACGGUUGGGAUGGUGUUCUUGGGGUUGUACUCAUCCUUCUUCUUCCUCCAAACACGGCGAGAGGAGUUUAGACCAAAAAGCUCUAUUUUUGUCUCAUCAGACCACAUGACCUUCUCCCAUUCCUCCUCUGGAUCAUCCAGAUGGUCAUUGGCAAACUUCAGACGGGCCUGGACAUGCGCUGGCUUGAGCAGACGGACCUUGCGUGCGCUGCAGGAUUUUAAUCCAUGACUGCGUAGUGUGUUACUAAUGGUUUUCUUUGAGACUGUGGUCCCAGCUCUCUUCAGGUCAUUGACCAGGUCCUGCCGUGUAGUUCUGGGCUGAUCCCUCACCUUCCUCAUGAUCAUUGAUGCCCCACGAGGUGAGAUCUUGCAUGGAGCCCCAGACCGAGGGUGAUUGACCGUCAUCUUGAACUUCUUCCAUUUUCUAAUAAUUGCACCAACAGUUGUUGCCUUCUCACCAAGCUGCUUGCCUAUUGUCCUGUAGCUCAUCCCAGCCUUGUGCAGGUCUACAAUUUGAUCCCUGAUGUCCUUACACAGCUCUCUGGUCUUGGCCAUUGUGGAGAGGUUGUAGUCUGUUUGAUUGAGUGUGUGGACAGGUGUCUUUUAUACAGGUAAUGAGUUCAAACAGGUGCAGUUAAUACAGGUAAUGAGUGGAGAACAGGAGGUCUGUUAGAGCCGGAAUUCUUACUGGUUGGUAGGUGAUCAAAUACUUACAUUGGGGGGAAAAAGUAUUUAGUCAGCCACCAAUUGUGCAAGUUCUCCCACUUAAAAAGAUGAGAGAGGCCUGUAAUUUUCAUCAUAGGUACACGUCAACUAUGACAGACAAAUUGAGAAAAAAAAAUCCAGAAAAUCACAUUGUAGGAUUUUUAAUGAAUUUAUUUGCAAAUUAUGGUGGAAAAUAAGUAUUUGGUCACCUACAAACAAGCAAGAUUUCUGGCUCUCACAGACCUGUAACUUCUUCUUUAAGAGGCUCCUCUGUCCUCCACUCGUUACCUGUAUUAAUGGCACCUGUUUGAACUUGUUAUCAGUAUAAAAGACACCUGUCCACAACCUCAAACAGUCACACUCCAAACUCCACUAUGGCUAAGACCAAAGAGCUGUCAAAGGACAGCAGAAACAAAAUUGUAGACCUGCACCAGGCUGGGAAGACUGAAUCUGCAAUAGGUAAGCAGCUUGGUUUGAAGAAAUCAACUGUGGGAGCAAUUAUUAGGAAAUGGAAGACAUACAAGACCACUGAUAAUCUCCCUCGAUCUGGGGCUCCACGCAAGAUCUCACCCCGUGGGGUCAAAAUGAUCACAAGAAUAGUGAGCAAAAGUCCCAGAACCACACAGGGGGACCUAGUGAAUGACCUGCAGAGAGCUGGGACCAAAGUAACAAAGCCUACCAUCAGUAACACACUACGCCGCCAGGGACUCAAAUCCUGCAGUGCCAGACGUGUCCCCCUGCUUAAGCCAGUACAUGUCCAGGCCCGUCUGAAGUUUGCUAGAGUGCAUUUGGAUGAUCCAGAAGAGGAUUGGGAGAAUGUCAUAUGGUCACAUGAAACCAAAAUAGAACUUUUUGGUAAAAACUCAACUCGUCGUGUUUGGAGGACAAAGAAUGCUGAGUUGCAUCCAAAGAACACCAUACCUACUGUGAAGCAUGGGGGUGGAAACAUCAUGCUUUGGGGCUGUUUUUCUGCAAAGGGACCAGGACGACUGAUCCGUGUAAAGGAAAGAAUGAAUGGGGCCAUGUAUCGUGAGAUUUUGAGUGAAAACCUCCUUCCAUCAGCAAGGGCAUUGAAGAUGAAACGUGGCUGGGUCUUUCAGCAUGACAAUGAUCCCAAACACACCGCCCGGGCAACGAAGGAGUGGCUUCGUAAGAAGCAUUUCAAGGUCCUGGAGUGGCCUAGCCAGUCUCCAGAUCUCAACCCCAUAGAAAAUCUUUGGAGGGAGUUGAAAGUCCGUGUUGCCCAGCGACAGCCCCAAAACAUCACUGCUCUAGAGGAGAUCUGCAUGGAGGAAUGGGCCAAAAUACCAGCAACAGUGUGUGAAAACCUUGUGAAGACUUACAGAAAACGUUUGACCUGUGUCAUUGCCAACAAAGGGUAUAUAACAAAGUAUUGAGAAACUUUUGUUAUUGACCAAAUACUUAUUUUCCACCAUAAUUUGCAAAUAAAUUCAUUAAAAAUCCUACAAUGUGAUUUUCUGGAUUUUUUUUUCUCAUUUUGUCUGUCAUAGUUGACGUGUACCUAUGAUGAAAAUUACAGGCCUCUCUCAUCUUUUUAAGUGGGAGAACUUGCACAAUUGGUGGCUGACUAAAUACUUUUUCCCCCCACUGUAUGUCAUGCAAUAAAAUGCAAAUUAAUUACUUAAAAAUCAUACAAUGUGAUUUUCUGGAUUUUUGUUUUAGAUUCCGUCUCUCACAGUUGAAGUGUACCUAUGAUAAAAAUGUACAGACCUCUACAUGCUUUGUAAGUAGGAAAACCUGCAAAAUCGGCAGUGUAUCAAAUACUUGUUCUCCCCACUGUAUACUAAAUAAUAUGUGUGAAUUUUGUUUGGAUUUAGAAUGGACCAUUAUCACGCAUCUGUCUCGAAACAGGGGCAGCGGAAAAAAAUACAUGUAAUCUAUGCACUUAAAUAGUGAAUGGAUGACGCUUUUCCCGUGGUUCUUUUCCUGCCAGCCAUGUAGGCUUAAAAUUUUGUUGUAAAGAGAAGCAAUGUGCUUAAUAUUAGGGAAGUUGAGAAAUAAAUAUAGUAGGCCUAGCCUAUAGAAAUCUGAUGGGAUCCUCCUCUUUUUAAUAGAGGCCAUCAAAACUCUGUUUUCAAAUUGCAUAGUCUAUAGAAAUGUUGCGUAACAUGAGCUCAUGGGUUCUCAUUAAGUGUUUGAUUACAUUUUCGAUCAUAUUUGCAUUGAUGUCAGAGUGAUUAGAGGGACAAUAGAGUGCUGAGUACCAGGCAGUUAGCAAGUUUGGUAGGCUACUAAUGACCAUCAGCAGCAUCAGAGCUUGGAGAAGCCUAAUUACCGUGACUAAACUGUCACGUGGAAUUUGACUGCGGUCAUGACUCGUGAACGCCGGUGUGGCGGUAAUACGUUCACCACAACACCCCUACCUCCAACCUGUGAACAAUUCUGCUACCUCAGCCUCCCCAGAACGGUGCAAUCAAUACCUGUGCUUCUUCCAAAGCUAAAUUGAAAACAUGAAUAACACCAUCCUGACCUUCCAAGCCCCAUUAGUUGAGCUACCCAGUCCUACGCUCCCUGAGUCAAGGUUUUCCACCUUCACCACAGUCACUGCAGCUGGUUUGGACAAAGAGGCCCACCAUUUGCUCACUUGACCCUAUCCCCACCUCCCUUUUCAAGAUCUGCUUACCUGCUCUGUAGCCUUUCUUCACAGAGGUUAUCAACAAGUCCCUCAUCACUGGGUGUGUCCCUCAUUCAGCUCAAACUGUCCCCAGUCACAUCAGUACUUAAAAAGCCUGGAUCUGACCCUGACAACCUCCAGAACUACAGGCCUAUUUCCAACCUGCCCUUCCUGAGUAAGCUCCUCGAACGGGCUGUUUCUAGCCAACUCCAAAACCAUCUGGACACUCACAACCUACUUGAGCCCUUUCAUUCAGGUUUCAGAGCUAGACACAGCACUGAGACUGCCCUGGUAAGGGUCACCAAUGACCUCCUCAUGAAUGCUGACUCUGGGGUUGCCAGCAUCCUCAUACUGCUGGACCUCAGUGCAGCAUUCGACACGGUCAGCCACGCCAUCCUGCUGGACCGCAUGGAGAAGGACCUGGGCCUGUCAGACACGUGUCCUCACCCACACCUCCCCUGCGAUAACAUCCCUCCAGUGCUGUUCAACCUCCACUGGCUCCCCAUAUGCUCACACAUCGACUACAAAAUCCUGUUUAACACCUACCAAGCUAUCCACAGCUCUGGACCCAAGUACCUGUCUGACCUCAUUCUACCCUCCUGCCCCACACGCACACUUCGCUCCUCAAGUUCUGUCUCCCUUCAGCCGCCCCGCAGCAGACUAAAAACUAUGGGUGACAGGGCUUUCAGUUCCGCGGCUUUGCGGCUGUGGAACACACUUCCAGACACUAUUAUGGCUGCAGAGUAUCUGUCCUCCUUUAAGGCACAUCUCAAGACUGUGCUGUUCAGAAAAGCUUUCAAGGACCUCUGCUUAUUCUGUUCUCGUCCUCCGGAUCUGGCGACACCUAGCUUUAAUUGUUGUCUGUGUUCUAUGUUGUGUGUUUUGGAAUUUUUUGUAUAUUUUUUUGCCUUGGGUCUGAGAGAAGCGCUUUACAAAUUAAAUGAAUUAUUAUUAUUAUUUCUGCAGUGGUAAUGAUACCAUUCUGUUGUAAUAAAAGCUGUGGGUAGUCAUGAUAGCAUUGUUCUAAUUACUUCUGUAGUAGUAGUAAUAAUAACAUGUAAUAAUAACAUGUAGUAGUCAUAAAAGCAUCCAUAGUAGUCCAAAUAACAUCUCAUAACUUGUAGUAGUCAUAAUAAAACAUGUCAUAACAUCUGUCACUCUCAAAAUUACAUCUGUAAUAGUCAUAAUAGCGUGAUGUCAUAACAUCUGUAGUAAUGUUUUUUUUAUAUGUCUUUUGGUUAUGAUAACAUUGUCAUGCAAAUAGUCUGGGUAGCCAUUUGAUUAGAUGUUCAGGAGUCUUAUGGCUUGGGGGUAGAUGCUGUUUAGAAGCCUCUUGGACCUAGACUUGGCGCUCUGGUACCACUUGCCGUGCGGUAGCAGAGAGAACAGUCUAUGACUAGGGUGUCCUAGAAGUUAUAGAAAUGCUGCGAUGAUAUCAUAGUAAUGUGCAAGUACUUUGCCUUCUACUGCAAUUAUGUCUUCCUCCCAAAUGGUACCCUAUUCCUUAGUGCACUACUUUUAACCAGGGCUGGUCAACAUUAGUGCACUAUAGGGAAUUAGGGUUUAAUUUGGGAAGCAUAGAAUGAUUUCCCUGUGGAGAAAUGCUAGGAAGUUAGCAUACCGACCCCCUCCAUAGGAUUGUCCUCUGGCCGAGCCAUCCUGCUGAUAGUGAUUAAUGUCUCAUUUGGGUAACAUCAACCUACUCUGAUGGGCUGUUAAGGCCCAGCUCUGAUUUAAUUUCACAGUGUAGUGAUGAACCAUGAAUCAUGACACCUCAGCCGUCACCUAAGGUGUCAGGAAUGAGAUGCAUGAGGUGGGGGCAGGGUCGAAUUGCGUCAUAGUACAAAAGGGCCAGCAUCUACUGCCACUAGAUGCUUCAAUAAUGAUCUGAGCAGCCAUAUAGUAGACCUACACCUUGAGCCAGCUAGCCAGCACACAACUCUCCAAGACGGACAUGGGUAUUCUGGUUUUGAGAAUGAAUGGGUGUCAACCACCAAGGGUAGGGGGAAUCCUUCUGGGGAUAAGUCAAUACAGUUCCAUGUAUCUCAGUUGGUAGAGCAUGGCGCUUGCAAUGCCAGGGUUGUGGGUUUGAUUCCCACGGGGGACCAGUAUGAAAAAAAGUAUGACAAUGUACGCACUCACUAACUGUAAGUCGCUCUGGAUAAGAGCGUCUGCUAAAUGACUGAAAUGUAAAUGUAAAAUGUACAGAACUCUUAGCUACUGUAUAUCCAGGGCAGAAAUGGAUCCUUUUCUCAAAGCAUGUAGAGAGAAUCCUCCCCCUCUCCCUCCCCUUCCUCCUAUCCCUACCACAGUCUUUGAUGUGCACCUCUGCCAAGAUCCUGGGGCCUCCGAAAUCAGUUACAGAUUGGUUGGGUAAAAAGACAAUGAGACGGAAGCUAGGCCUGUCUUUUCUCUCUCUUUCUCCCUCCCUCUUGUUUUCUCACACCAUACCUGUAUCUCUCUUUCUAUACCUCCCUCCCUUUCUCUAUAUUUCCCUCAAUUUCAUUGUUACCUUUUUCCCUUCUUUACCUCUCGCUGCCUGUCAUUCCCUGGUGAGAAGAUGAAUGUGGCUGGGGCAGCAGGGUGGCGCCGCCGGGCCGACAGCUCCGCUCCGCCAUUGGUGGAUGCGCCUGGCUCUGCCGGGCGAUUGUAAAUGCUGCAGGAUUAAUGAAGAAUGCCCACUAGGUGCCCAUUGUUGACCUUCUGCCCGCCACUGCCCCGCUCAAUCUGCCACAGAGACACUAAGCCACUUAACUACCCGGCGGGACCAGGAGGAGGGGGGGGGGGGGGGGGUUCAGGCGGUCCGAGGCAAAAACGGACCGCAUUCUCACAGGAUCACGUCCUGGGUCUGUCUGUCUGUCCCCAUAACCUUGUUGGUCCCACCCAACCAGACAGGCUUCAGUUCAGCUGCAUCUCCAGCACGUCCGACCGAUUUCCGAUUCAGACUUGGUGUGGCACUAAAGCUUGUAUACAUUUUGAAAGUGUUCUCCCAGUGAGGCCCUGUCGUGUCUCCCUCACCCCAACCCCCACCUCCUUUUGUGUGAUCUGGGAGUCAGCGUAACCUGCACACAUUCCCAGACUGGUGGGUUCAUAAAAGGACAGUUCAAAGUUAAUUAGGCAGUUCAAGCUAGAAUCCUUAAUUGUAACAAUAACAAAGUGUACUCCCCAUCCCUGUUUCGCAAAAAAGCUAAGGGAUGGAGCUGAAUAAAUGUAACCACUCUCAAAUUCAUAGACAGCGCUAUGGAUGCAAUGACUGACCAUCCAUUAUAUCAACAUUAUAGUUUGAACCAUGUUUUGAGGCUGUAUAAUGUUUGUUUACAUUUACAUUGUUUACAAACAUUGGAGUAAAUGUGGAGAUAUGUUCAUGUUGCACGCGAUCUGUUAUGUGGGCUAGAUCCAGCUGUUUGCCUCAAUCACAAAUGAAUGGAAAAGAUAAACACUAUCUAAUUUCCAAAUCUUUUCCAUUCAUUAUCAUUUCAGCCAUAUAGCCUGGUAUAGUGUAUCUAGACAACCAAUGGGGUGGGAUGUGGACUUCAGACCACUUUUAUAAUCUGAAAACGACAAACUUUGAUUUUGGAGCAAACAGUCCCUUUAAAGCCCUGCUACCCUCCAACCCAGCGCCCUCUAUUCUGCCACUGCCAAUGAACUUGCAGUUCAACAACGGCAAGGUAGCAAGGUCAGUCUUGUCAGCUUCCUGCUCCCUCCAUUGUCUGGCUGUGAAAGCAGGUAAUGGUGGGUCUGUCUGGCCUGUCUGGAGAGAAAGAAGGCCUGAUGGAUAGGCCGCAUUGAACUGGAGUUUGAGACGAACCACGGGGAACCUGAGGAGAGGGAUAGAGAGAUAGUCACACAGAUUACGCCAUGGUACGUGGAGGGAGGGGGAAGGGGGAGGUAAAGGGAAGGGGGAGGCUUUGUUCCACAAGAGACUGUGGCAGGCAAGUUGGUCAGUCACACGAGAGCGAGAGAGAGAGAGAGAGACUCUUCCUUCCUUCCUCCCUCCGGUGUUGGAGGCACUCAGUGACGCGUGCGAUGAUUGACGUGGGGCAGUGGUCAGAAUGUCCCCCUGCCACACUUCAACUGUGUUGUUUUAACCUGGGCCUUUGUCAUUUUCAAAAGCCAUGUCCAAUCGCACUUGAAAUUUAGACUUCACGUUGGUUUGCUCAUUCAAAUUCUUAUGAUUCUAAAGAGUGGGAUGCUAUAUCCUCGAGCCUUUGCCCUCUUCAGCCCGGUGUUCCGAGUUUACCCACGUUUCUUUAAUCACUAAGACAGUCAACCUUUUCCCACUUACAACUACUCUGCCAGAAUCAGGACUGGGGCUCCUUUUCUUACCUAAUUGAAUGUCAUUGUGGAUGGUUGGGACCAGGAGCACCACAGCCCCUCUGUUCGCCAGUCGGCAAGUGGCCAGAUCUUAGCCUGGGCACAGUCUGCCCGACGCCAGCCCUGCCCCAAACCCCAGGUGGCAGGGGGAAGGCUGGGAUGAGGGGCGAGGGCAGGCAUUAGCCUCGGAAUAGGCUUCUUUGGCUUUGGUGGUCCUCCUCGUAAUGUUUUUGUGCCCCUUUCUUUUGUCGAUAAGGCAAGAUCCUGUUACAGCAAAUCCCCUUAUUGUAGGCCCUGUGUAGCUCAGUUGGUAGAGCAUGGCGCUUGCAACGUCAGGGUUGUGGGUUCGUUUUCCACGGGGGGCCAGUAUGAAAAAAUGUAUGCACUCACUAACUGUAAGUUGCUCUGGAUAAGAGCGUCUGCUAAAAUGACUAAAAAUACAAAUAAAUAAAAUUGUAUGGGACACUUUUAAAUGUGCCUUUAGAGGCCAUGCAAUUCAGUACUCAUCUUGAAAGCAAAAGCAAUUUAGGUUAAGAGUCCAUACUAACAAAGGAAAUAGAAGGUCUAACAGAACAGAUUGAUAGCAAUAAAAACUGUAACAUAGAGGCUCAGAAUAAAUUUGAGGAAAAACAAAAAGAAAUUGAGAAACUUGUUCAAGAAAGAUCAAGUGUAAUAUAUUAUAAAAAUAAUGCAAACUGGAUGGAAUAUGGGGAAAAAUGCACCAAAUUCUUUUUUAAAUCUUCAACAUAGAAAUGCUACUAAAAACAAUUUACUGAAUCUGGUUACAAAUGAUGGAGUCACCCAUGAUUCACCAAAUUAUAUUUUGAAGAAGGAAGCAAAGUACUUUAAGUAUAUGUGUUCAUUUCAGUCACCUCUAACUGAAGCUAAUUGUAGGGAUUUAUUUUCUAAUGAUAAUGUAAAAUUAACAGCCAUACAGAAAGACUCAUGUGAAGGUGAAAUUACAGAGGAGGAACUUCUGGAUGCAAUUAAAGACUUUAAGUCCGGGAAAACUCCAGGGUUGGAUGGCAUACCAGUCGAGGUAUACCAAACCUUUUUUGAUAUACUCAGAGGACCGUUAUUAGCAUGUUUUAACCACUCCUAUGUAAAUGGUAGAUUAUCAGACACUCAAGAAGAAGGUCUGAUUUAAUUAUUACUGAAACAGGAUACAAGUGGGAAAUAUAAAGAUCCAGUCCAUUAAUAAAAUUGGAGGGCCCUUACACUUCAGUGUUGUGAUGCAAAAAUUAUAGCAAAAUGUAUAGCGCAUAGAAUUAAAAAGGUAUUGUCGGACAUUAUUCAUUCUAAUCAGACAUGUUUUUUACAUGGACGAUACAUUGGAGAUAAAAUAAGGCAAGUACUGGAAACAAUAGAACACUAUGAAAAAUCUGGGAAACCAGGCCUGCUAUUCAUAGCAGACUUUGAAAAGGCAUUUGAUAAAGUACGACUGGAGUUUAUAUAUAAAUGCCUGGAGCAUUUCAAUUUUGGAGAAUCUCUUAUAAAAUGGAUCAAAAUCAUGUAUAUUAACCCUAGGUGUAAAAUAGUAAAUAAUGGCUAUUUCUCAGAAAGUUUUAAACUGUCAAGAGGAGUAAAACAAGGUUGUCCACUAUCGGCAUAUCUAUUUAUUAUGGCCAACGAAAUGUUAGCUAUUAAAGUCAGAUCCAACAAUAAUAUCAAGGGAUUAGAAAUCCAGGGCUUAAAAACAAAGGUGUCAUUGUACGCUGAUGAUUCAUUUCUUCUUUUAAAUCUACAACUUGAAUCCCUCCACAACCUCAUAGAGGAUCUAGAUACAUUUUCUAACCUCUCUGGAUUACAACCAAAUUAUGACAAAUGUACUAUAUUACGUAUUGGAUCACAAAAAAAUAAAAAUUGUACAUUACCAUUACCAGACCAAUAAAAUGGUCUGAUGGUGAUGUGGAUAUACUCGGAAUACAUAUCCCAAAUGAAAUAAAUGUUCUCACUCCAGUACAUUUUCAUAGAAAGUUAGCAAAAAUAGAUAAGAUCUUGCUACCAUGGAAAGGUAAAUAUCUGUCUAUUUGUGGAAAAAUCACCCUGAUUAACUCGUUAGUAUUAUCCCAGUUUACCUAUUUGCUUAUGGUCUUCCCUACGACUAGCGAACAGUUUUUUAAAAUGAUAUGAGAAAAAAAUAUUCAAUUUUAUUUGGAACGGCAAGCCAGACAAAAUUAAACGGGCCUAUUUAUAUAAUGAAUAUGAAUUCGGAGGACAGAAAUUAUUAAAUAUUAAAGCAUUAGACCUAUCACUAAAAGCUUCAGUCAUACAAAAGUUAUACUUAAAUCCGAACUGGUUCUCUAGCCAAUUAGUAAGAUUAUCUCACCCCAUGUUCAAGAAUGGCCUUUUUCCCUUUAUUCAGAUUACAACCUCUCACUUUCAGUUAUUUUAAAAGGAAAUAAUCUCCCAAAUAUCACUAUUUCUAAAACAAGCCAUAGAAAGUUGGUUGCAUUUUCAAUUUAAUCCUCCAGAAACGACAGAACAAAUAAUGCAACAAAUGGUGGUUAAACUCAAAUAUACUAAUUGAUAAAUAUCCAGUAUUUGUUGGGGGAAAACAAACGGUAUAAUCUUCGUAAAUGAUAUCAUAGGUAGGACUGGUGGAGUUAUGUCGCACAUGCAGCUAACAAAAACAUAUGGAAAUGUCUGCUCUACCUAAAAUUACAACCAAAUAAUUGCAGCAUUACCGCAAAAAUGGAAGAGGAAAGUGGAAGGGGGAAAAAGUAAGGGACUUGUCUGUCGGCCCUGCAUUAAAGAAUAUAAUUGGUUAAAGAAAAUUGUGAUAAAUAAAAAAGUAUACCAGUUUCAUUUAAGAACCAAAAGAUUGACAGCCGCCCCGUAUAGAUUGAAAAAUAGUUGGGAAGAGAUUUUUGACGUACCGAUUCCAUGGCAUAGUGUUAUGAACUGAUACGCAAAAUGACGCCGGAUUCAAAAUUAUUAUACAAAAUUCUUGCUACCAAUAGAAUGCUAUUUAUAUGGAGGAUACAAUCUUCCCAGCUCUGCAGAUUUUGCUGCGAAGAGACAGAAUCAUUAGAUCAUUUGUUUUGGUACUGUCCAUUUGUGGCUUGUUUUUGGUCACAGGUCCAGGAAUGGCUGAGGUCCAGGAAUCUACAAUUUACAAUUGUAGAAACAAUGAGAAUAGAAGGGUUCAGAACUUUUGUGAAACAUCACAGUACAGUUGAAAAAUAUAUGGCAAAUAGAACUCCAAUAUGGAUGGUGUUAAGAGAUAGAUGGGAGGUGUUGAAUGGAGCUGAAGGAUGGGACUAAUAACAACGAACAACAACUAAUAACAGCAAGAUACAGUGGGGAGAACAAGUAUUUGAUACACUGCCGAUUUUGCAGGUUUUCCUACUUACAAAGCAUGUAGAGGUCUGUCAUUUUUAUCAUAGGUACACUUCAACUGUGAGAGACGGAAUCUAAAACAAAAAUCCAGAAAAUCACAUUGUAUGAUUUUUAAGUAAUUAAUUUGCAUUUUAUUGCAUGACAUAAGUAUUUGAUACAUCAGAAAAGCAGAACUUAAUAUUUGGUACAGAAACCUUUGUUUGCAAUUACAGAGAUCAUACGUUUCCUGUAGGUCUUGACCAGGUUUGCACACACUGCAGCAGGGAUUUUGGCCCACUCCUCCAUACAGACCUUCUCCAGAUCCUUCAGGUUUCAGGGCUGUCGCUGGGCAAUACGGACAUUCAGCUCCCUCCAAAGAUGUUCUAUUGGGUUCAGGUCUGGAGACUGGCUAGGCCACUCCAGGACCUUGAGAUGCUUCUUACGGAGCCACUCCUUAGUUGUCCUGGCUGUGUGUUUCGGGUCGUUGUCAUGCUGGAAGACCCAGCCACGACCCAUCUUCAAUGCUCUUACUGAGGGAAGGAAGUUGUUGGCCAAGAUCUCGCGAUACAUGGCCCCAUCCAUCCUCCCCUCAAUACGGUGCAGUCGUCCUGUCCCCUUUGUAGAAAAGCAUCCCCAAAGAAUGAUGUUUCCACCUCCAUGCUUCAUGGUUGGGAUGGUGUUCUUGGGGUUGUACUCAUUCUUCUUCUUCCUCCAAACACGGCAAGUGGAGUUUAGACCAAAAAGCUCUAUUUUUGUCUCAUCAGACCACAUGACCUUCUCCCAUUCCUCCUCUGGAUCAUCCAGAUGGUCAUUGGCAAACUUCAAUGAGCAGGGGGACCUUACGUGCGCUGCAGGAUUUUAAUCCAUGACGGCGUAGUGUGUUACUAAUGGUUUUCUUUGAGACUGUGGUCCCAGCUCUCUUCAGGUCAUUGACCAGGUCCUGCCGUGUAGUUCUGGGCUGAUCCCUCACCUUCCUCAUGAUCAUUGAUGCCCCACGAGGUGAGAUCUUGCAUGGAGCCCCAGACCGAGGGUGAUUGACCGUCAUCUUGAACUUCUUCCAUUUUCUAAUAAUUGCGCCAACAGUUGUUGCCUUCUCACCAAGCUGCUUGCCUAUUGUCCUGUAGGCCAUCCCAGCCUUGUGCAGGUCUACAAUUUUAUCCCUGAUGUCCUUACACAGCUCUCUGGUCUUGGCCAUUGUGGAGAGGUUGGAGUCUGUUUGAUUGAGUGUGUGGACAGGUGUCUUUUAUACAGGUAACGAGUUCAAACAGGUGCAGUUAAAACAGGUAAUGAGUGGAGAACAGGAGGGCUUCUUAAAGAAAAACUAACAGGUCUGUGAGAGCCGGAAUUCUUACUGGUUGGUAGGUGAUCAAAUACUUAUGUCAUGCAAUAAAAUGCAAAUUAAUUACUUAAAAAUCAUACAAUGUGAUUUUCUGGAUUUUUGUUUUAGAUUCCGUCUCUCACAGUUGAAGUGUACCUAUGAUAAAAAAUUACAGACCUCUACAUGCUUUGUAAGUAGGAAAACCUGCAAAAUCGGCAGUGUAUCAAAUACUUGUUCUCCCCACUGUAACUAAUGUAGGGCAUGCUGUGUCCAUAAUAAGUAUAUACAUUUACAUUUUACAUUUUAGUCAUUUAGCAGACGCUCUUAUCCAGAGCGACUUACAGUUAGUGAGUGCAUACAUUUUUUUUUUUCAUUUUGCUCCCACCCCCAGUGCAGCUUUGAUGAUUUUAGGUUGAGAGCUUUUGUGAAGGAGCACAGUUGGAUAUAGAAGCAAACCGGAUAGACAUCAUGAAAAUGAUCGGAGAGGUUAAGGGUAGAGGAAGUUCAGGAGUAAAAAUAAGCACAAACUGGCUCUAACCAGAAUAGAAAGAGGAGUGGGAGGCCCCGGUGCACAACUGGGCCUCCCACUCCUCUUUCUAUUCUGGUUAGAGCCAGUUUGCACUGUUCUGUGAUUUCUCGCAUGGAAUAGCCUUCAUUUCUCAGAACAAGAAUAGACUGAUGGGUUUCAGAAGAAAGUUCUUUGUUCCCUAAUGUGUAAACAGCAACAACAAAUAAAACACAUGGAAUCUGAUCUUUUGACUUCCAAUUUAUAUCACUUCCAUAUGUGGAUCUCAAUUCUGAUACAAACCCGUUCCUCCAUAUGCGACCUCUGUCUGGAUGGUCAUAUCAGAUAUUUUUUGCUCUGAAGUGUUUUUUAUUGCCCACAUUUUUAAGGAACAGUGACGGGAAAUUAGCAUUUCCUCUGUGUGCUACUUCAGAUGCUACGUCAAUGCAAAUCUGUUAUGGGUCACGUGUAAAAACUGUGUGUGGAGAGUCAGAAAAAAAUAUUGGAUAUAGAAAGAAAAUCUGAUUUCGGGUUUUAGGGUGGCUGUGUAAACAGCCUUUGACCUCAACGUUAAGUUAUUCGGAAGAACAUCUGCCUGAGAAACUCUUAGUCGAUGAGGCCCAGAAGCAUCAGUCAGUCACACACGUCUUCAAGGCCAGGCUUCUGCUAGACACACCCCCAUUCAGGGAAAGACUGAGCACAACGAAGUAGCUAUAAUAUCUACACUAUUACCCACUGGGCUGUAAUAUAAUGAAAUAACUAAAUAAGAGAACAGAACACAUGAAACCAAAUAUCCAAACUUAUUUUUUCCUGUUUGCACAUAUAUUUAUAUAUUCAUGCAUAUGUGUUGCAUUAGCUUUCAAACUAAAUUCCAGCAGACCAGCACUUUUCACAUGGACGUGACACCUUACAUUUUGAUUGCUUUGCAUUGUCCUUGUCAACUAAAUGAGAUGAAAGAAGACAGAUAAACACAAGGCAUAAUUUAUUAUGAAUUAUUGUUUAUUUAAGUGUCUUUGAUGCCCAGACAUAUGGGCUUAUAAGACACUAUGGCUGCGUCCCAAAUGCCGCCCUAUUCUCUACAUAGUGUAAUUCUUUUGACCAGGGCCCAUAGUGUUCUGGUCAAAAGUAGUGAACUAUAUAAGCAAUUGGGUGACAUUUGGGACGCACCCUAAUUUGACUGAUUAUUUACAGCAGUGAGCAAACAUAACUCAUCUUCACAUAUCCAUAGAGAUUGCAUACCUACCAGUAGCCCAAAGCAAAGCCAAAUAAAUGAAUUAAUAUGUUACAGGAGCAGCCCCCAUCCAUACAUCACCGUUUUGGAGAACCGUCCCGACUGCUGGCCCGUUCUGCUGCUGGAGAUUGACGACUUCAUCCAGCGGGCCGCUGACAGGUUAGCUAAGGGGUUUUCUUCCGCUGGCCAGCCCCGGAAUCCAACUAGAGGAGAGGCCACACUGCUCGGCCUUCAAACAUGUCAAAGUAAUCUGGUCGUACAGCUGGAGCGUCCUCCAUAACUCAUGACAUGACUGUCAGCUGGUUCACCUGUUUGAUUUGUGUUCAUCUUGGAGGCAUGAUAUUAUCUACUUGAAAUAUGCUUUAAAGUUAUAUUUUACUACAUGGACGUGCAGGUGUGUGUUUAACAUAGAAUUCUCCUGUCUGUUUGUGUGCGUGUGUGUGCGUGUGCUUUCGUGCAUAUAAAACGUGUGUGUAGGGAUGAGUCUGCGUAUGUGACCAUGUUGGCCCCCUUCCUGCGCUACCUGUACUGUGAGCCCCAGCGGCUGGCAGAGUACGCCCUGCUCAGACACAGCCUCCUCAGGGUCCUACUGCCCCCUCAGCCGGUGGACCAGAACCAAGAAAAUAAGAAAGACCAGGAAAAGGAAGAGGACCCGGGACAGAGCCCUGUGGUACGCCACAGCCUGGUUCGCUGUCUCCACGAGCUAGUUCCUCGCAUGCAGGUGAGAUGAGAUUGAUUUUCCUUUUUAAUCCUUUGAGGAAACACACCAUUUACAGUGUAGACAUGAACCUGUGUUAUGUCUCUAUCUCCAGGUGGACAGUGUGGAGGCGGUGUUGGAGCUGCGGGGCCUCGUGGAGGCCAUGAUCCCGGCCCUGGAGGGGGCCGACUGGGUGACUGAGAGGGCCCGGCUGGCCCUGCAGCUGCUGUGUGCCUGUCAGCUCAGUCUGAAGCUUAGCGGAGACUGCAGACCACUACUCCAACUACUGCACCAGCUCCUCCCCACCCGCACAGAGGUGAGCCAGCCGCACAAAGUAGACCAGGGCUGCAUCUCAAUAGUCUAAAAUGGCUUCCUCACCUUGUCUCAUCUCCUUCAUCUGCACAGAUCAGGAAACAGUUUGUGCGGAUUCUAAUGAGAUCAGCCUCUUGCUUCACACUCUUUCAGACGUUGCGCCGCUGUUUAUGGUUAUGUUAUAUUUCUGAGUGAGAAGGAAGAACCCCCAGCAAACCGUUUCCCCACACAGACACAAAGCACAGCAGCUCUUUAGCUUGUUUGUCUGCCUGCGGCUGUGGAGGUUUUGUUAGGAUUCUGUCGACAGCUCCCGCUCAAUGUAUCCAGAUCUGCCUCGCUGUGCGAUCCUAAUCUCUUCAAAGCAUUGGAUCGGGAGCGCACAUAGCUCCAAAGAUUCCUCCGGGGGUCGGAGACUGAGAGGGAAUCUUUUGAGCUCAGUGCGCUGCGCUUACGAUCCCUGCAUUUUCAAGACCCCUCGGGUGGGAUGUGUGUUUGUGUUGGGGGGUGGGAGGGGGUUGUCAGUUUGUAUUCCCACUUCCUCUAAAGUGCGUGUAUGUGUGUGCAUGUGACUGUGCGUGUGUGUGUUUUUCCAGGAGUUCCCGGUGGAGGACAUCAUGGUGGGCUUGGCUCUGCUCCUUCUCGAGGCUUCAGCGCCCCAGCAGACCGGGCUGCUUACACUGGGUAACAUCUCUCUCUCUCUCUCUCUCUCUCUCACUCUCACACUCUCACACACUCACUCACUCACUCACUCACUCACUCACUCACUCACUCACACACACACUGGUACCCCACUCUGUCCCUCUCUCUUCUACUCUAAACUUAACUCUCUCUCUUCUUCUACCACACUCACCUUUCUCUCUCUCACCUACCUCUCUCUCUCUCUCACUCACUCACUCACUCACUCACCUACCUCUCCUUACCUCUCUCGCGUCUGUCUCACUCUUCCACGCUCUCUUUCCCUCCCCCACACUCACCUCUCUUUUCUCUACCUUCCCUACAUGCACCUCUCUGUCUCUCUCGCUCAUCCCUACCCCCAACCGUCUUAAUGAUGAUAUCUUUACCCCCUACAGCCCUAAGUCUGGCCCCUCCAGAGUGUGAGCGCCCUCCCUGGGGGACCCCGGUGCUGGUGCUGCCUCUCCUGCAGGUCCUCUCCUGCUCCGCCCUCAUGGAGCCCCUGACGGACCCCCGCACACACACACGCAACCAGAGCCUGGCCCAGAGCCUCCUACAGAAUGCCCAGAGAGAGUCCUCCAAGCCUGCUGAGGUAAACAAAUGAUCUUCUUAGGGUUAGUACUCAUUCCACCCAAAAAACUUGAAGAAGGAUUUACCUCAGGAUUUACCUUUUUUAUGAUGUGCAUGAGAGGAGCAAUGAUUGAUGCCAAGCAAUGAAAUAUGCCAAGUUAACAGUACAUGUCUGUCAUACUGUAAAUAUGAUGCAAUGCAUUCUUGUUAGCAUAUGGUCUUUAUACCUAUGGUUCUGCCUCCCCUCCCUCUCUCCACCCCACCUCCACCCUCAUCUCCCCCUUCUCCCCACUCUCUCCCCUACUCCUUACCAGAAGGUGUCCCAGUUAGCCUUACCCCUCAGCCCGUGGUCCAGUGAGUUGCUGGUGGCCACCCAGGUCCUACGCCAGGUGACAGGGGACCCGGUGGCGGCUAGCGAGUGGCUCCUGGCGGUGACCUCGGCCCUGCCCCUGAGCCAGUGUGUCCCCUCUCCCCUCACCCUCACCGUGGCCCACUUGGUGGUCACCGGUCAGCAGGACGUCUGCAGACUGGCCCUGAAAACAGCCGCUGCCAUCGCCCAGGCAGACCCCGCACAGGUAGCUACUGGAAACCGCAUGCUGAAGCCACAUUUAUUGAAUUUACUGCCCACAUUCAUAUAUAACUGAUAAGUUAAACUCUAUGAAACAUAGAACUGUCAUAUGUUUUUUGGGUGAACAAUAGUUUUUUGUUGAAUCACUUAAAGAUGCGUUAAAAGGUUUUGUAUAAUUUCAGCUAGUAGUUUUGAAUGUAGAGUUCACGAGCCAAAAUGUGUCCCCGAAAACUGUGCACAACAUCAUCCAUUUCGUAUGAUAUGUUACAUCCUGCAAAAAAAAAAAAACUUUACGCAUUUGUAAGUGCUUAAGAUCCCGUUCGGUACAAUCAAUGAGAAACAAUAUUUUUUCCCCUUUUUAAUCAUUUGCCGUCCCUGUUUCACUCUGCGUCCAAACAUUUUCUCCCUACUGAACACAACUCUGCUUGUUGCUAUCACUACAGUGCAUUCGGAAAGUAUUCAGACCCCUUCACUUUUUCCACAAUUUAUUACGUUACAGCCUUAUUCUAAAAUGGAUUAAAUUGUUUUUUACCUCAUCAAUCUACCCCAUAAUGACAAAGAAAAAACAGGUUUUUUAUAAAUGUUUGCACAUUUAUUAAAAAGAAAAAACGCAAAUAUCAAAUUUACAUAAGUAUUCAGUCCCUUUACUCAGUACUUUGUUGAAGCACCUUUGGCAGCGAUUACAGCCUCGUGUAUUUUGGGGUAUGACGCUACAAGCUUGGCACAACUGUAUUUGGGGUGUUUCUCCCAUUCUCUGCAGAUCCUCUCAAGCUCUCUCCAGAGAUGUUCGAUCGGGUUCAAGUCCGGGCUCUGGCUGGGCCACUCAAGGACAUUCAGAGACUUGUCCCUAAGCCACUCCUGCAUUGUCUUGGCUGUGUGCUUAGGGUCGUUGUCCUGUUGGAAGGUGAACCUUCGCCCCAGUCUGAGGUCCUGAGCACUCUGGAGCAGGUUUUCAUCAAACAUCUCUCAGUACUUUUCUCUGUUCAUCUUUCCCUCGAUCCUGACUAGUCUCCCAGUCCCUGCCACUGAAAAACAUCCCUACAGCAGGAUGCUGCCACCACCAUGCUUUACCGUAGGGAUGGUAUUGGCCAGGUGAUGAACAGUGUCUGGUUUCCUCCAGACAUUACACUUGGCAUUCAGGCAAAGAGUUCAAUCUUGGUUUCAUCAGACCAGGGAAUCUUGUUUCUCAUUGUCUGAGAGUCCUUUAGGUACCUUUUGGCAAACUCCAAGCGGGCUGUCGUGCCUUUUACUGAGGAGUGGCUUCCGUCUGGCCACUCUACCAUAAAGGCCUGAUUGGUGGAGUGCUGCAGAGAUGGUUGUCCUUCUGGAAGGUUCUCCCAUCUCCACAGAGGAGCUCUGUCAGAGUGACCAUUGGGUACUUGGUCACCUCCCUGACCAAGGCCCUUCUCCCCCGAUUGCUCAGUUUCGCCGGGCAGCCAGCUCUAGGAAGAGUCUUGGUGGUUCCAAACUUAUUCCAUUUAAGAAUGAUGGAGGCCACUGUGUUCUUGGGGACCUUCAAUGCUGCAGAAAUUGUUUGGUACCCUUCCCCAGAUCUGUACCUCAACCCAAUCCUGUCUCGGAGCUCAAUGGACAAUUCCUUCGACCUCAUGGCUUGGUUUUUGCUCUGACAUGCACAGUCAACUGUGGGACCUUAUAUACCAGGUGUCUGUCUUUCCAAAUCAUGUCCAAUCAAUUGAAUUUACCACAGGUGGACUCCAAUCAAGUUGUAGAAACAUCUCAAGGAUGAUCAAUGGAAACAGGAUGCACCUGAGCUCAAUUUCAAGUCUCAUAGCAAAGGGUCUGAAUACUUAUGUAAAUAAGGUAUUCUCUGUUUGUGUUUUUGAACACAUCUGCAAAAAUGUCUAAAAACCUGUUUUCACUUUGUCAUUAUGGGGUGUUGUGUUUAGAUUAAUGAGGAUUUUUAUUUAUUUAAUCCAUUUUAGAAUAAGGCUGUAACAAAAUGUGGAAAAGGUGAAGGGGUCUGAAUAAUUUCCGAAUGGACUGUAUAUCGCUGGUUGAAAUGCAAAGGAUUAAAACUGUCAGACACUGUGACCCUGGAGGACUAUCAAUGGAGAUUUGAGUCACCUGCUCUAGACAAUAAAGAAAUGUCACAGUGUAUAUCACCCUUAUUUGCAGCGCUCAUUAAAUGGCUUAGUGCACACCUUUGAUUCUGUAAUUGCUCCCUGAGCGCCUGUUGUUCUGCUAGUUAAGUGGGGAGCAGUAAGUUAUUGGUGCCUUUUAUACCCAUGGCAUUUCCUUGUACCCGUGUGUGUGUAAGAGAGUGAGUGGGUGUGUUUGUGUGUGUGCGUACAGUAUGAAGCAUUUUUGUGUCAUUACAGUGUGUGUUUGUGUGUUGACACCUCAUAUACAGUUUUUAUGGGCUGAUUAAUUUAUCCUUCACCCCAUUGGCUUGUGGGCUGAUCCCCCGCCUCCGAUCUCCACGUCUCUCAGUAACUAGGAAGCUAAAUCAUAACACCACCACUGCGGCCGCCGCAGCCUGCAGACACCGGGGUGCUGCAAACACAAGAUUUCAUGUAUUCUAGUUACUGUCUUGUCACUACAAUGCUAACUCGUAGCGUCUUCAGGCACUGCCAUGCUACAAGUGAAGGAAGGACCUAGUAAAGCUAAGAUGUUAUCUUUAACCAAGAAGAACAGACACAACACAAUAACCAACUAUUCAGUCACCAUCUAAACUGUAGUUACUCUCAAUGCGCUGUUGUAAAGAUCUGGGGCUGUAUGUUUUAAGCGUCUCAGAGUAGGAGUGCUGAUCUAGGAUCAGGUUCCCCCUGUUUAUGUAAUCUUACUUACUGAAAUUUAAAAGGCAAAACUGAUCCUACUCUGAGUAGCUUGACACCAUAUGGCCUCAGAUCUUUACAACAAUGCAUUUAAUGUAAUGACAAAGGUGGUUGGUUAUUGUGUUGGGGAACACAGGUGGCCAUUCCCUCAAAAAGGCCCCCCAAAAUAUGGGAAAGGAGAGAAAAUCCCCCCCCCCCCCCAAUGAUAAGUCAUGCAUAUGCGGGGGUUGCUAGGCAACAGGGCAAUGUGUGGGCGAACGGGAGCGAUAAGCGCGUUAUGCUAAUGAAGGCAUAGCAGUGGCAGAGGCGUCGCCGACGGGACUGAGGGUGAGACAAGGACACAUUUCUCUCCCUCUUCUAUCCCCGGAAGGAAGUAAGGAAGGAGUUAAUGCAUGGAGUAUUGGCUUUAACCUCUGCUCUGGCUCGACUGUUUGGGGCGCGCAUUGGGGUUUUUCAGAGGAUUCCCUCAAAAUGUAAUUGGAUUUUGAAAGAACUGAAAAUAGCUCUUUCACGGAGCACUUAACUUAAGUCCCUGGCCUCUGAAGCCAACGUUUUUGGAUGAAACCAAUUGAACACAAAUUAUCCCAAACCAGGGGGCAACAGUUAGGUGGAGACAUGAAAACAUGUAUAGUAGUGCUGAAAGUAAAGAAUGGUAAGCACGCUGACUGAAUUCUAUCAAUCCAAUGCAUCCAAUGUUUGUGCUAACUGGUAAGUGAAAUUCGUGAUCACACCAUGGUGUCCAUAAGACCAUGUUAAUUGACCAAGUCAUGAAUGGUCCAAGAGAGGGAGGCCUGCUAUCCAUGGGGAGGGGUCAGAGGCUACAUCCCUGUUAUUGGGGGGCACAGGGAGGGGCGGGGGUUACACAGGCAUCCCGCAGGAAUUGAGUUAAUCCCGCACUGUCUCAGUUCAGAAGUUAGAACAGCAUACCCUGUUGGGGGUAGGAGGGGCUAUAUGAUUUUAUGAGGGAACCACUGAGCAAUCCCAUUCCGGGGGUUGUUAUUAAGCCUUACAGUGCCUUCAGAAAGUAUUCAUACCUGUUGACUUAUUCCACAUUUUGUAGUGUCAUACUGGUUGUUGAUCAUUCCUAGACAACCAUUUUCAGGUCUUACCAUAGAUCUUCAAGGAGAUUUAAGUCAAAACUGUAACUCGGCCACUCAGGAACAUUCACUGUCUUCUUGGUAAGCAACUCCAGUGUAGAUUUGGCCUUUUUGUUUUUGGUUAUUGUCCUGCUGAAAGGUAAAUUCAUCUCCCAGUGUGUGGUGGAAAGCGGUUUUCCUCUACAAUUUUGCAUGUGCUUAGCUCAAUUUCUUUUUUAUUCUGAAAAGCUCUCCAAGAUUACAAGCAUACCCAUAACAUGAUGCAGCCACCACAAUGCUUGAAAAUAUGGAGAGUGGUACUCAGUAAUGUGUUGAAGGCACUCCAUCUGUACCUUAUGUACUUAACACAAGAACACAAGGCCGUUCCACUUACUUGCGUAGCAAAAACACGCAAGCAUAUGCAGCAUAUACUUAUCUGGGCACAGUUUUCUAUUUGGCCCAUGGGCCUGCUGUUUGGCACCCCUUCACUAUACUGUAUGGAGGGCUGGCUGUAUGUUGGACGUGUGUGCAUUACCUAAUUUGUCCUUAUUGCUUUCUAUAAUAACACAUACACUACCGUUCAAAAGUUUGGGGUCACUUAGAAAUGUCCUUGUUUUCCAUGAACACAUACAUGAAAUGAGUUUGAAUAGGAAAUAUAGCAAAAUGAAUAGGAGAUGUAGUCACUGACAAGGUUAGAAAUAAUGAUUUUUAAUUUAAAUAAUAAUUGUGUCCUUCAAACUUUGCUUUUGUCAAAGAAUCCUCCAUUUGUAGCAAUUACAGCCUUGCAGACCUUUGGCAUUCUAGUUGUCAAUUUGUUGAGGUAAUCUGAAGAGAUUUUACCCCAUGCUUCCUAAAGCACCUCCCACGAGUUGGAUUGGCUUGAUGGGCACUUCUUACGGUCAAGCUGCUCCCACAAAAGCUCAGUAGGGUUGAGAUCCAGUGACUGUGCUGGCCACUCCAUUAUAGACAGAAUACCAGCUGACUGCUUCUUCCCUAAAUAGUUAUUGCAUAGUUUGGAGCUUUGCUUUGGGUCGUUGUCCUGUUGUUGGAGGAAAUUGGCUCCAAUCAAGCGCCGUCCACAGGCUAUGGCAUGGCGUUGCAAAAUGGAGUGAUAGCCUUCCUUCCUCAAGAUCCCUUUUACCUGUACAAAUCUCCCACUUUACCGCCACCAAAGCACCCCCAGACCAUCACAUUGCCUCCACCAUGCUUGACAGGUGGCAUCAAGCACUCCUCUAGCAUCUUUUCAUUUGGUCUGCAUCUCACAAAUGUUCUUCUUUGUGAUCCGAACACCUCAAACUUUGAUUAGUCUGUCCAUAACAAUUUUUUCCAAUCUUCCUCUGUCCAGUGUCUGUGUUCUUUUGCCCAUCUAAAUCUUUUCUUUUUAUUGGCCAGUCUGAGAUAUGGCUUUUUCUUUGCAACUCUGCCUAGAAGGUCAGCAUCCCGGAGUCGCCUCUUCACUGUUGAUGUUGAGACUGGUGUUUUGCGGGUACUAUUUAAUGAAGCUGCCAGUUGAGGACCUGUUUCUCAAACUAGAUACUCUAAUGUAUUUGUCCUCUUGCUCAGUUGUGCACCGGGCCUCCCACUCCUCUUUCUAUUCUGGUUAGAGCCAGUUUGCGCUGUUCUGUGAAGGGAGUAGUACACAGCAUUGUACGAGAUCUUCAGUUUCUUGGCAAUUUCUCGCAUGGAAUAGCCUUCAUUUCUCAGAACAAGAAUAGACUGACGAGUUUCAGAAGAAAGUUAUUUGUUUCUGGCCAUUUUGAGGCUGUAAUCGAACCCACAAUUGCUGAUGCUCCAGAUACUCAGCUAGUCUCAAGAAGGCCAGUUUUAUUGCUUCUUUAAUCAGCACAACAGUUUUCUGCUGUGCUAACAUAAUUGCAAAUGGGUUUUCUAAUGAUCAAUUAGCCUUUUAAAAUGAUAAACUUGGAUGAGCAAACACAACGUGCCAUUGGAACACAGGACUGAUGGUUGCUGAUAAUGGGCCUCUGUACGCCUAUGUAGAUAUUCCAUAAAAAAUCAGCCGUUUCCAGCUACAAUAGCCAUUUACAACAUUAACAAUGUCUACACUGUAUUUCUGAUCAAUUUGAUGUUAUUUUAAUGGACUAAAAAAAUUGAUUUUCUUUCGAAAACAAGGACAUUUCUAAGUGACCCCAAACUUUUGAACGGUAGUGUAGAUUCAUUUUCCCUCAGUUCCCUUUCCAUAUUCUCUAGUCUUGGCCUAGGAUGAUGAUACCUCCACUAGAACUGACACUAAUUUGGCUGGGGUUGUCUGUUUGUUCUGCCCCCAAGGCUCUACAUGUUUGUCAGGUUUUGUGGGAGAGAGAGAAAGCUUACUUAGUCUUGGAAUGGCAAGAGCCUCCGGGACAAUACUCUGCUAUUGUACAACUCUGUGUGUCACCUGUGGGGGGUUUGAAAGAAGGAAGGAAAGAGAGAGACCGAGUGGGAGUGAAAAGAGAGAGACAGACAGAAAGUGAGUUAUUAAGAAAGGAAGAAAUUAAGGAAUGAGGAGCUCCUAGAGAGAGAGAGGGUGGGGGGUAACACCAGCGCAGGAACGCGACUUUCAAAGUUCAAAGCCUGAUGAUUCCUUUGCCGUUUCAUUGCGCUGUGUGGCGGCGGGGGGUGGCGGUGGCGGGUGAGAUGGAUUGAUUGUGACAGUGUGCAGCUUAGCGCGGCCUAUAAUGAUGUGGGUGAGAAGAACUCAGCAAGAAUGUAGAAUAUUACUCCCCUUUACUCCCACUCUCCCCCAUACAAGAAAAAAAGUGCUUCAAGUAGGUAUGCUUCAACAAGUGUGUGCCCCCCUCCGCUCCUCUGUCUCUCACUCACUCACUUUCUGUCUUUCUCUCUUUCCCACCCCCCUCUUUCUCUCUCUCCCCCUCCCCCAUCGCUCUGUAUUUCUCUCCCUCCCUCCCUCUCUCUCUCUCUGCAGGUCCCAUCCCUUCUUCCUGUUCUGUUGUUUAAGCUGGGGAAGGAGUGUGACCCAGACUUGUCCCACGCUGUGCUCUACUCGCUGCCAAACUUUGGGACCCACAAGGUACUUACUUCACUGCACACGACUGGCCUGUUUGAAAGGCUGAGUCAUAGCCCCAAACACAAAAGGAUUUCCUCGCAGUGGAAAAAUGCUAUAUUUUAGCUGCUAUAACUAUUAGUAGGAGUCUCAACGUCAAAGGACAGGGCUCAGUUUUAGAGAAGACUUUGCAUCUCAUUGCCUCACAUUGAAUAUGGUCAAGAUAGACUUAAUGCAAAGCCUUCCAAGAAAGCCUGCUUUCCUGUGUACCAAUUUAUGUAAUUGAAUAGUGUAUUGGCUCAAACUCAACAUCAUACUUCAUAUUGACAUCACUGUGUGUGUGUGUGUGUGUGUGUGUGUGUGUGUGUGUGUGUGUGUGUGGCUUCCCCUCUCUGACGUGUGGUUUUCAGUUGUGUCUUCCCCAGGUGCUUCACACACUCCAGAUGCUGGGCAGCACCCCCAAGCUGAGGGCCGUGGCACUGCGCCUCAUGACUGCUCUGUGGGAGAAACAGGUUAGUGACUGCUGCAUCUCCAAAUGCAGAAGAGCCAUAUUCUAAGGCAUACUUUUUUUUAUGUGAAUAUAUACAGUACCAGCCAAAGGUUUGGACACACCUACUCAUUCCAGGGUUUUUCUUGAGUUUUACUAUUUUCUACAUUGUAGAAUAAUAGUGAAGACAUCAAAACUAUGAAAUAACAAAUAUGUAAUCAUGUAGUAACCAAAAACGUGUUAAACAAAUCAAAAUAUAUUUUAUAUUUGAGAUUCUUCAAAGUAGCCACCCUUUGCCUUGAUGACAGCUUUUCACACUCUUGGCAUUCUCUCAACCAGCUUCAUGAGGUAGUCACCUGGAAUGCAUUUCAAUUAACAGGUGUGCCUUGUCAAAAGUUAAUUUGUGUAAUUUCUUUCCUUAAUGCGUUUGACAGAAGAUAGUUGAUACAGAAGAUAGACCUAUUUGGUAAAAGACCAAGUCCAUAUUAUGGCAAGAACAGCUCAAAUAAGCAAAGAGAAACGAUAGUCCAUCAUUACUUUAAGACAUGAAGGUCAGUCAAUCAGGAACAUUUCAAGAACUUUUAAAGUUUCUUCAAGUGCAGUCGCAAAAACCAUCAAGCGCUAUAAUGAAACUGGCUCUCAUGAGGACCGCCACAGGAAAGGAAGACCCAGAGUUACCUCUGCUGCAGAGUAUAAGUUCAUUAGAGUUACCAUCCUCAGAAAUUGCAGCCCAAAUAAAUGCUUCACAGAGUUCAAGUAACAGACGCAUCUCAACAUCAACUGUUCAGAAGAGACUUCGUGAAUCAGGCCUUCAUGGUUGAAUUGCUGCAAAGAAACCACUACUAAAGGACACCAAUAAGAAGAAGAGACUUGCUUGGGCCAAGAAACACGAGCAAUGGACAUAAGACUGGUGGAAAUCUGUCCUUUGGUCUGAUGAGUCCAAAUUUUAGAUUUUUGGUUCCAACCGCCAUGUCUUUGUGAAACGCAGAGUAGGUGAACGGAUGAUCUCUGCAUGUGUGGUUCCCACCGUGAAGCAUGGAGGAGGAGGUGUGAUGGUGUGGGGGUGCUUUGCUGGUGACACUAUCGUGAUUUAUUUUGAAUUCAAGGCACACUUAACAAGCAUGGCUACCACAGCAUUCUGCAGCGAUACGCCAUCCCAUCUGGUUUGGGCUUAGUGGGACAAUAAUUUGGUUUUCAACAGGACAAUGACCCAACACACCUCCAGGCUGUGUAAGGGCUAUUUGACCAAGAAGGAGAGUGAUGGAGUGCUGCAUCAGAUGACCUGGCCUCGACAAUCACCCGACCUCAACCCAAUUGAGAUGGUUUGGGAUGAGUUGGACCGCAGAGUGAAAGAAAAGCAGCCAAGAAGUGCUUAGCAUAUGUGGGAACUCCUUCAAGACUUUUGGAAAAGCAUUAUACGCUGGUUGAGAGAAUGCCUGUAGUGUGCAAAGCUGUAAAGGCAAAGGGUGGCUACUGUUGGCAGUUGAUGUUAUUAUUCAAUAACACAGACCCCAAAGCAAAUCAGGGGGAGAAAAAUAUAUUUAUUCAAAGAGAACAAAUCAUAGUUGUUAUGCUGGGAAGUAGAUGGUAGAUAUUCAUUCUUCACUGUGAGUCCAGUUGACCGAGGUAGAUAACCUGUGAUUGCGUGAGUUGGGCCUUAUUAGGGCUAGCUUUAUGGCCUUUGGCAUGCAAGUGGUCUAACAGUGAUUUAGAUUCUUGGCAUGUGUUUCCUCAUCUUCUGACGCUAACAAUAUAUCAUCAGCAUAUUGUAUGACAACAGAUGACAUCGGAGGAAGAUCUUGGAGAUGUCUCCGCAAUGCCUGAUGAUAAAUCGAAGGACUAUUAUGAAGACCCAUAGGAGUCCUAGUCCACUGAUACUGUUGACCAUCCACAGAAAAAGCAAGCCAUGGACGGACCUCUGAAUGUAAGGGUACCGACCAGAACCCAUUAGUCAUAUCAACGACUGAGAACAGAGAGUGAGCAGGUGACAAUAAGGAAAAGAUGGUUGAGGGUUCAGCCACCAGUGGAGUGAGCUUGGAUAUGGCUUCAUUUGAAUUCUUGUAAUCCACUGUCACCUGCCAGUCACCACUUGAUCUUUUUCACUUGCCAUACCGGGCUAUUGGAGGCAGAGUGUUUCUUUUCAACAAUCACUACUUUAGUAGCAGCCAUAGCUUCCUUGCUAAUGGGAUAUUGUUUAGUGCAAGGUGGGGCAACACCUGUCAAGCACACUGGUUCCAUGUCCAAAGCUCCACACUCAUUUUUCUUCGUUGUCCAAAUAGGAUGGUUCUGAACCUUAGAUCCCUGCAGUUGUCUAAUUUGCCAUGUCACCUUUCCUUCAGAGAUGUUCAGUGUAGAGGUUGUUCAAAGGAUCCUAUCCACACCCUUGCAUCAAUCUUCAUUGGACCAUUGGAAAUUGAUAAUGGUUUGGUCUGCUUCAUAUCUGUCUCCCCCCACUCCCGUUGCUCUCAUCUUCUUGCCCGUGUACUGAGGUUUGCAUAAGAUAUGGUGACUUCAGCACCCGUAUCUACUAAAAAAUCUACUGCAAAGUUGUUAACCAGCAUGUUCACAUAUAUUCCAUCCGAUUUCAUAUGUACACCAGCUGAGAUGGGACGUAAGAGGGGGUUUGUUAGUUUAACUCCACUGCAUCCAGCAGACCCUGCUGCUGAGCCGGAGAGAGCUUCUUACAUUUCUGCAUCAGCAUUGUGUCAUUGGAGCUGUUGUCCUGUUCCUUAGAUGACCACUGCUUCUCUUGGCCACUUCUCAUAAGGACACGUUUUCUUGUCCGACAUUCUCGUAGCCAGUGACCAGAAAUCCCGCAAUAAUGACAUGCACCAGGUUUCUUUUCUGCUGAACGAGUAAUGUUGUUGGUUUCACUCGGAACCUGCUCAACUCUGAUGACAGGCGGUUUAUUAUGUUGAGUGAUGUAUCUGUCCAGUCGUGACAGCCUGUCAAUGAUGUCGCCAUAGUUUUGUCUCUCCCAAUCAGUGGUUGUGGAAACAAAAGUUUUUGCGCAAAUCAUUGUGUAUGGAUUGCAUCAACUGAUGUGUGAUUGCCCCAUUCUUGGAGGAGUUGAGUGCAUCUUCAUCCUCCAUGUGUCUAACCACCUCUGCUCUAAACCUCUUCAAAUUCAACAAAUGGCUCUUUCGAUUUUUGGACACAUUUGGUUAUCUCUCCCCAAUUGGUGGUGGCAUUGGUCAGACCCUUAAGGAAAACAUGUAUGCCUGUCCAUCCAUCGGCCACAUCUUGCUCUUCACCACCCACAGCGCCAUAAACCUUUUCUUCAAGUACGCCAUGUUCACGGUUGUUCAAAACAAAGGCUAAUAACUGUAACCCAUCAUAAGGAUGUAGAUUGUAGAGUUUUUUAUAUCGCCUUAAAUGGUCCCAUGUCUUCAUACCCACGUCUUGUGGAUGCUUCAAAGUCUUUGACCAUUCAUCCAACUGUUUUGGAGAUGCAGAUUUAUGUUUGAUUACUGUCACUGGAGGUUUGUCUUUACUCCCUUUAACAGCCUGUGUUCUGGUUGGCCUGAGACAUCGUUUGUCACCGCUGUCAGAGUCUGUUGACUCAAAGCCAGGCAGUGCUGACCAGAUGCUUGAAACCCGAUCUGCCUUGCGCAACUCAGCAUGAGGGUAGAUUGAGGGAACAAAGAGCCCACAGGUGGGGGCCAAGUCUGCCUUUGACACCCUUGUAUUCUGUAAUUGUUGAAUUUCCUCUUUUAAUGUUCUUGUUUGUUCACCAAGAGCCCUCAAAUUCUCUCAGCAAUGUCUUAUCAUGAUUAUCACGAAGGAAUUUGUCAUCUCGUUUUAUACAGUUAAAGACCAUUGUGUCUUGGUCAAUGAGUUAGACAUUCUCUGUAUUUUCCCCCAAGCUUUUUGUAUAUCAGACAGAUUCCAGAUUCCAUCUUUGUCAACAAUGACAGAAUAUUUCUUUAUUAUCUCCUGCCUACACUUCUCUACUUUGAAAGGGUUCUUCAUAUCACUAGACAGUGAAUUUAAUAUAUUUUUCAUGUUCACAUCCGGAGCAGCUGUCACGCCCUUUUCCAGAGUGGUUCUCUCACUUGAAAAUGCCCUUACACCAACUUCAGAAGUUGUAUAAUAUAUAUAUAUAUGUUUAUAAACUUAUUUAACCCCAAAAUAUAUGUAUAUAUAACACCUUGAGGACUCAAACCUCUAUCUAUAUAACGCAAAUUGUUUCUGUAGGGCCUGGUUACCCAUAAAAAACUUGCGUUUACUUCAUAAGCUUGUUGAGGACUUGAACCUCGUAAAACUUGUGUUCACUUCAAAAGCUUGCAAAAUGCUUACAAGGCUUACAUUACCCAAAAUUGCUACUCAACUAGCAACUCACUUCUAUACAAUAAGGUUUCACUCCCUUAAUCAAUUAUGGCUUAUUUUAAUUGAUAGGGCUUUUACAAAGGACUCUAACCUUUAACAAAGGACUAACCUUUAACCAAGGACUAACCUUUAACCAAGGACUAACCUUUAACCAAGGACUCUAACCUUUAACAAAGGACUCUAACCUUUAUACAUCACAUAUACAUAUCACUCAUUGCAUGCACUUAUUUUAACCUGAUUUCGUGCUUUUAGAUGAUAUAGGUCUAGACUCACCCAGCAAUUAUGCCAUCAAUCAGGAGAUUAAGAACUGAAUCCCGAAGUGGGUUGAGCACAGCCCUCUCUUUAUCCCCUGGAUCAACACACAGUUGAUGAGUUUUUUCUUGUUGUUGGUCAAGACCAAUUAAUCCGGGUCACGGCACCAAGUGUUAGCAGCAAAUCAGGGGGAGAAAAAUAUUAUUUAUUCAAAGAGAACAAAUCAUAGUUGUUAUUCUGGGAAGUAGAUGGUAGAUGUUCAUUCUUCCCUGUUCUCAAUGUUUCUCCACUGAACAAAGAGACAGGAUGUAGUUUAUAGCCUCAAGCCUAGUAUGUGGCUGACCAAUUAGAAUUCCUUGCAAUAAAAUUGGGAUACUGGCCAAACCCCCAAGUAUCUUGUUUCAGGCUCAAUGUAUAGACCAUUUGGACCAAUGAAAACUUCCCACAUGUAACUAUGAAUAAAAACAACUAUUUCCAUUGAUCGUUAAUUCCCUCUUGACCUCUAGUCCUCUGUUGACCACUAGUCCUCUUGACCACUAGUCCUCUGCGUUGUGUAUAUUUAUCUUCGAAUAUUCGUACACUACUUUGAAGAAUCUAAAAUGUAAAAUAUAUUUUGAUUUGUUUAACACUUUUUUGGUUACUACAUAAUUCCAUAUGUGUUAUUUACUAGUUUUGAUGUCUUCACUAUUAUUCUACAAUGUAGAAAAUAGUAAAAAUAACAAAAAACCCUUGAAUGAGUAGGUGUGUUCAAACCUUUGACUGGUACUCUAUUCGGAAAGUAUUCAGACCCACUGACUUUUCCCACAUUUUGUUACGUUACAGCCUUAUUCUAAAAUGAAUUAAAUACACACAAGACCACAUAAUGACAAAGCGAAAAGCAGUUUUUUUGUGCACAUAUAUAUAUAUAUAUAUAUAUAUAUAUAUAUAAAAAGAUACCUUAUUUACGUAAGUAAUUAGUGCUAUGAGACUCAAAAUUGAGUUCAGUUGCAUCCUGUUUCCAUUGAUCAUCCUUGAGAUGUUUCUACAACUUGAUUGGAGUCCACCUGUGGUAAAUUCAAUUGAUUGGACAUGAUUUGGAAAGGCACAUACCUGGGGCGAAGGUUCACCUUCCAACAGCACAACGAUCCUAAGCACACAGCCAAAACUGUUCAGGAGUGGCUUCGGGACAAGUCUCUGAAUGUCCUUGAGUGGCCCAGCCAGAGCCUGGACUUGAACCCGAUCAAAAAUCUCAGGAGAGACCUGAAAAUAGCUGUGCAGUGACGCUCCUCAUUCAACCUGACAGAGCUUGAGAGGAUCUGCAAAGAAGAAUGGGAGAAACUCCCCAAAUACAGGUGUGCCAAGCUUGUAGUGUCAUGCCCAAGAUUCAAGGCUGUAAUCGCUGCCAAAGGUGCUUCAACAAAGUACUGAAUAAAGGGUCUGAAUACUUUUGUUAAUGUGAUAUUUCAGUUUAACAUUUUUGGUUAAAUGUGCAAAAAUUUAUAAAAACCUGUUUUUGCUUUGUCAUUACGGGGUAUUUUCUACAUUUGUGUAGAAACAAUGUAAUCAAUUUUAAAAUAAGGCUAUAACGUAACAAAAUGUGGAAAAGGUAAAGGGUUCUGAAUACUUUCCGAAUUCACUGUAUGUACAGUGGGGAAAACAAGUAUUUGAUACACUGCUGAUUUUGCAGGUUUUCAUACUUACAAAGCAUGUAGAGGUCUGUAAUUUUUUAUCAUAGGUACACUUCAACUGUGAGAGACGGAAUUUGCAUUUUAUUGCAUGACAUAAGUAUUUGAUCACCUACCAACCAGUAAGAAUUCCGGCUCUCACAGACCUGUUAGUUUUUCUUUAAGAAGCCCUCCUGUUCUCCACUCAUUACCUGUAUUAACUGCACCUGUUUGAACUCGUUACCUGUAUAAAAGACACCUGUCCACACACUCAAUCAAACAGACUCCAACCUCUCCACAAUGGCCAAGACCAGAGAGCUGUGUAAGGACAUCAGGGAUAAAAUUGUAGACCUGCACAAGGCUGGGAUGGGCUACAGGACAAUAGGCAAGCAGCUUGGUGAGAAGGCAACAACUGUUGGCGCAAUUAUUAGAAAAUGGAAGAAGUUCAAGAUGACGGUCAAUCACCCUCGGUCUGGGGCUCCAUGCAAGAUCUCACCUCGUGGGGCAUCAUUGAUCAUGAGGAAGGUGAGGGAUCAGCCCAGAACUACACGGCUGGGACCACAGUCUCAAAGAAAACCAUUAGUAACACACUACGCCGUCAUGGAUUAAAAUCCUGCAGCGCACGCAAGGUCCCCCUGCUCAAGCCAGCGCAUGUCCAGGCCCAUCUGAAGUUUGCCAAUGACCAUCUGGAUGAUCCAGAGGAGGAAUGGGAGAAGGUCAUGUGGUCUGAUGAGACAAAAAUAUAGCUUUUUGGUCUAAACUCCACUCACCGUGUUUGGAGGAAGAAGAAGGAUGAGUACAACCCCAAGAACACCAUCCCAACCGUGAAGCAUGGAGGUGGAAACAUCAUUCUUUGGGGAUGCUUUUCUGCAAAGGGGACAGGACAACUGCACCGUAUUGAGGGGAGGAUGGAUGGGGCCAUGUAUCGCGAGAUCUUGGCCAACAACCUCCUUCCCUCAUUAAGAGCAUUGAAGAUGGGUCGUGGCUGGGUCUUCCAGCAUGACAACGACCCGAAACACACAGCCAGGGCAACUAAGGAGUGGCUCCGUAAGAAGCAUCUCAAGGUCCUGGAGUGGCCUAGCCAGUCUCCAGACCUGAACCUAAUAGAACAUAUUUGGAGGGAGCUGAAAGUCCGUAUUGCCCAGCGACAGCCCCGAAACCUGAAGGAUCUGGAGAAGGUCUGUAUGGAGGAGUGGGCCAAAAUCCCUACUGCAGUGUGUGCAAACCUGGUCAAGACCUACAGGAAACAUAUGAUCUCUGUAAUUGCAAACAAAGGUUUCUGUACGAAAUAUUAAGUUCUGCUUUUCUGAUGUAUCAAAUACUUAAAAAUCAUACAAUGUGAUUUUCUGGAUUUUUGUUUUAGAUUCCGUCUCUCACAGUUGAAGUGUACCUAUGAUAAACAUUACAGACCUCUACAUGCUUUGUAAGUAGCAAAACCUGCAAAAUCGGCAGUGUAUCAAAUACUUGUUCUCCCCACUGUGUGUAUAUAUAUAUAUAUAUAUAUAUAUAUAUAUAUAUAUAUAUAUAUAUGUAUGUAUGUGUGUAUAUAUACUGAACAAAAAUAUAAACGCAACAUGUAAAGUGUUGGUGCCAUGUUUCAUGAGCUGAAAUAAAAUAUCCCUGAAAUGUUCCAUACGAACAAAAAGCUUAUUUCUCUCAAAUUUGGUGAACAAAUGUGUUUACAUCCCUGUAAGUGAGCAUUUCUCCAAUGACAAAAUAAUCCAUCCACCUGACAGGUGUGGCAUAUCAAGAAGCUGAUUAAACAGCAUGAUAAUUCCACAGGUGCACAUACGACAAUAAAAGGCCACUCUAAAAUGUGCAGUUUUGUCACACAACACAAUGCCACAGAUGUGUCAAGUUGAGGGAGUGUGCAGUUGGCAUUCUGACUGCAGGAAUGUCCACCAGAGCUGUUGCCUGAAAAUGGAAUGUUAAUUUCUCUACCAUAAGCCGCCUCCAACGUCAUUUUAGAGAAUUUGGCAGUAUGUCCAACCGGCCUCACAACCACAGACCAUGUGUAACCACGCCAGCCCAGGACCUCCACAUCUGGCUUCUUUACCUGCGGGAUUGUCUGAGACCAGCCACCCGGACAGCUGAUGAAACUGAGGAGUAUUUCUGUCUGUAAUAAAACUCAUUUUGACUGGCUGGGCCUGGCCCCCAAGCUGCGCCGAUGGCCAUUCAUGUGAAAUCCAUAGAUUAGGGCCUAAUGAAUUUAUUUCAAUUGACUUAUUUCCUUAUAUGAACUGUAACUCCGUAAACGCAUUGAGAUUGUUGCUUGUUGUGUUUAUAUAUCUGUUCAGUGUACACUACCAGUCAAAAGUUUGGACACACCUACUCAUUCAAAGGUUUUUCUUUAUUUUUUUUAUUUUUUUUUACAUUGUAGAAUAAUAGUGAAGACAUCAAAACUAUGAAAUAACACAUAUGGAAUCAUAUAGUAACCAAAAAAGUGUUAAACAAAUCAAAGUAUAUUUUAUAUUUGAGAUUCUUCAAAUAGCCACCCUUUGCCUUGAUGACAGCUUUGCACACUCUUGGCAUUCUCUCAACCAGCUUCAUGGGGUAGUCAUCUGGAAUGCAUUUCAAUUAACAGUUUUGCCUUCUUAAAAGUUCAUUUGUGGAAUUUCUUUCCUUCUUAAUGCAUUUGAGCCAAUCAGUUGUGUUGUGACAAGGUAGAGGGGUAUACAGAAGAUAGCCCUAUUUGGUAAAAGACCAAGUCCAUAUUAUGGCAAGAAUGGCUCAAAUAAGCAAAGAGAAACGACAGUCCGCCAUUACUUUAAGACAUGAAGGUCAGUCAAUAUGGAACAUUUCAAAAACUUUGAACGUUUCUUCAAGUGCAGUCGCAAAAACCAUCUAGCGCUAUGAUGAAACUGGCUCUCAUGAGGACCGCCACAGGAAUGGAAGUCCCAGAGUUACCUCUGCUGCAGAGGAUAAGUUCAUUAGAGUUACCAGCCUCAGAAAUUGCAGCCCAAAUAAAUGCUUCAUAGACACAUCUCAACAUCAACUGUUCAGAGGGGACUGUGUGAAUCAGGCCUUCAUGGUCGAAUUGCUGCAAACAAACCAUUACUAAAGGACACCAAUAAGAAGAAAAGACCUGCUUGGGCCAAAAAACAUGAGCAAUGGACAUUAGACCAGUGGAAAUUUGUCCAAAUGGUCUGGAGUCCAAAUUGGAGAUCUUUGGUUCCAACCGCUGUGUCUUUGUGAGAUGUGUGGGUGAACGGAUGAUGUCCACAUAUGUAUUUCCCGCCGUAAAGCAUGGAGGAGGAGGUAUAAUGGUGUGGGGGUGCUUUGCUGGUGACACUGUCUGUGAUUUAUUUCGAAUUCAAGGCACACUUAACCAGCAUGGCUACCACAGCAUUCUGCAUCUAUACGCCAUCCCAUCUAGUUUGGGCUUAGUGGGACUAUCAUUUAUUUUUCAACAGGACAAUGACCCAACACACCUCCAGGCUGUGUAAGGGCUAUUUGACCAAGAAGGAGAGUGAUGGAGUGCUGCAUCAGAUGACCUGUCCUCCACAAUCCCCCGACCUCAACCCAAUUGAGAUGGUUUGGGAUGAGUCGGACCGCAGAGUGAAGGAAAAGAAGCCAACAAGUGCUGAGCAUAUGUGGGAACUCCUUCAAGACUGUUGGAAAAGCAUUCUUCAUGAAGCUGGUUGAGAGAAUGCCAAGAGUGUGCAAAGCUGUCAUCAAGGCAAAGGGUGGCUAUUUGAAGAAUCUCAAAUAUGAAAUAUAUGUUCAUUUGUUUAACACUUUUUUGGUUACUACAUAAUUCCAUAUGUGUUAUAUCAUAGUUUUGAGGUCUUUACUAUUAUUCUACAAUGUAGAAAAUAGUAUAAAUAAAGAAAAACCCUUGAAUGAGUAGGUGUGUUCAAACGUUUGACUGGUACUAUAUAUAUAUAUAUAUGUGUAUAUAUAUUACAUUUAAAGUUGUAUUACGUUUUCUUGUUUUUCAGUCCACAAACAAACACAAUCCACAAAAUGUGAAUACUUUUUUUACAUUCAAAUAACAAUACUGUAUAUGAUGCCAGCUGAUUGUCCACACUGCACUUUCAGAAGGGUGUUUCAUUUGCAACGCAUUGUUUCCCAGAUGGCGGGAGUUGACACUUCGGCAGUCUUGAUUUGGAAUUAAGUGUCUCUUUCUGUCUCUCUCUUGCUCUCUCUCUCUCUCUCUCAUUCACUAUCUAUCUGUCUCUCUCUGGGCCAUAGGACCGUGUGUACCCUGACCUCCAGAGGCUGAUCUCCCAGCUAGAGAAGUCGUCUGUGCUUCUGGGGAAGGAGGCCCAGUGGGAACAGAUCCUAGCCAGGGCUGCCUGUGUCAGAGACAUCUGCAGAGAGAGGUGGGCUCCAACACUCCUCUGAGACUUACACUGUCUGUCCCCUCAGGGUUCUUCCUAAACCAUUCGCUUUCCCUACACCAAGUGUGGCCAACCCUCUUCCUGGGGAGCUGCUGGCUGUGCAGGCUUUUGCUCCGUCCCUGCUCUAUAACAUGCCUGAUUCUACUCAUCAGCUGCUCAUCGGGAACCUAGAUUAGCUGAAUAAGUUGUUGGAGAAGGGCUGGCUCAAAAGCCUGCACACUCAGUAGCUCUACAAAAGUGCCUUGGAGGUAAGGGAUAGAGGUGGAUUUUGAAUUCACUUCUAGAAAGAGGUUUUAAUGACUCGUCUGUGUCCCAGGCCCUACCAGCACGGUGGGGACAUGCUGGCUGCCAUCACACACACUCUGGCCCAGUGUUCCAGACCAGACCAGGCCGCCCCCGCUGCCUUGGCCCUGCAAGGCCUACACGAGCUCUGCCGCACCGAGGUGAGAAAUACACAUGCAUGCCAGGGUUUCCGUUAGCCGGUAAUUGCCGGCUUUUGGCCGUACAUAUUUUUUUUUAAAGCCGAUUAAAACAAUGGUGGCCUGCCAAAUUGACUGGGAGAAAAAAACAACGUUAGGCAGGCUAUCAGCGCGCCACCCACCACUUUACAAUGGGAGUUGGAGGCAGUAUGCAUUUUGAAAACAUACUUCAUUGUUUGAAACCUGAAUGUUUUCUUUAAUAUUAUGAGGCAUGUCUUACCGUUCUUGAAAGUCCGACCAUAGAAGGUGGAGGCAAUUAUCUCAUAAAGACUUCAUAGUGAGUUUCAAGUUUGGGGAAGCAUACAAUUUAUCCUACCAUUUCUACCAGUCAGUUAUGAUUUUCAUAUGUGCGUUUUCGUGGAACAGUUUCAUUUCAAUAAUGUUUUUGUUUCUCAAAAUCAUUGUCAUGUGGAAAUCAUAAAAAUCUUAAUUAAAAGGAUAAAUAUCUAAAAGUUAAAAUUCAACUAAUGCGAGAGCACCAGCCUCUGCCAUAUGGAAACAUUACCAUAAUCUUUGGUGCUAAAUAGCAUAAAUGAGAGCAUUGGAACUCAGAGACGGCCAAUGCAGCCGUUGGCCUAUAAAUUCCAUUGUCAACUGAGUAAAAAUAGAUAAAAACAGUAGAAAAUAUAACCUACUGAUAACAAUUCUGUUUUUUUCAAUUACAUUCAUCUCUCUACUUUGCCUGUCUGUCUCCCUUUUUAUCAGUCUUGACUUGAGCUAUUGCUAGUGAAGUGCAAAAUUGUAUUAAAUCAUCACAGGGUCCAGCCCAAAGCUGUAGCUAGCGAACUUGCAGCAUUGUAUCAACUAGCCUAUUCUAGGCCCUCGGAGUUUCCCGCCCCAGUGAGCUCGGGACUGACAGCUGUUUUUGCGCAAGGGAAAGGUAGGCUAUUUUAUGACGUUUCCACUGCAUAAAUGGGAUCAUCCGAUUUAUGAUAUUUUGCUCUUUCACACCGAGGCUUGGUGAUUACUGAUGCGGAGAUUGUUGGAAAGAUUUUCCAAACAGGCCUACUGUGAGGAACUAUUAGGCAAUCAUUCGCCAUGGAUGUUUAAAAAACAGACUUUGUUGACUUACUGUGUGAGGUGAAGGAAAAAAUGACUGGGAAGCUCAGCUUAUUACUGGUGGACGUGGUAACUAAGACAAUCAGAAAUCAAACAUCCCCAAAUGGGCACUUUCCUACAUUUAGCGCGCAGCAUGCCAGGUAGGCUACUUCUAUGCGUGCUCAGGCAUGUGCGCUCCCUCAACAUUAACAAGACAGAGAAACCAGACCCAUGCUCAUUGCUCACAUGGAGCACUCCAAACAAAAGACAAUGAAAAAAUGGACAACUCGUAAAUGAUAGUUAGAAAAUAAACCAAAACGUGUUUCUCACAAGUGUAGCCGGUUGUGAACUCUGCAAACAACGUUUCCACUCCGAGAAUGAGAACGCUAAAUGACUGUAGGCCUAAUUAGUAAUACAAAUGCGUUAACAGAAAUUAAUGUAACCAAAUGGCGGGGAUUAACGGUACAUUUACUACUGGUGACAGGUGUAAUGGGGAAUUGAUCAAAAAUAAACAAUCGAAGGGCAAACAAUGAAUGCGCAAGAAUUUGCGGGAGACAGCUGAGUGCAUUCUGGAGAGCUGAGCCAUGCAUUCUGGAAAGAGACACACCUCCAGGCUGUCUUCGCCACACACCCCUCCUCUUCUUCUUGUCUCAACGUUUUAAGUUAUACUCAAGACACAUUAUCUUCACACAUUUUAGAUGCUUUUCACUGACAGCCGCAACUCAAUAAUCAGCUAGGCCUUUUGCCACGCCGCUGCCUAUGAAACACCUCCUCAUAUGCAAUUUAUUUCCUGUUCCUGCAAGUGCUGGUUUAGUGUUUUUUCCCCUUUUUCCUGUGAAUUGCAUUUUGGCAAGUGUUUGAAAAGGACGUUUUAUUGUCUGCAUCAUUACAGGAGUUGCAUGUUUUGUUAAGAUGAAUUACCAUAAUCUAAAUGUGAUUUCUGUCAUUCUGAACACCGUGAGUGGAUUUCCUAAAGUAUAUGUGUCCGGUAAAUUUCUCAAAUGGCCGGUAAGUUUAAAUAUUCCCGUCACGUUGUCCGGCGCCACAUUUGGCUAACGGAAACCCUGACGCACGUACGCACGCACGCGCACACACACACAUGCUCGCAUGUAGGCACACACACACACACUACCACAACACUUUCUAAGAUAUCUGAAUAUGAGUAUUGUGUUUUAAUACUGUCUUACUCAUCAAUUUCUUUUGGUCUGUAAGCAUAAUUCAAUAAACCCCCUAAGAUAGCAUUGUCUUCAGGUGGUAAACAUUGAUGAUGUUGUGUUUCUCCAGGUGGUAGAUGUGGGUUCCACAUGGACAGCCUUGGGCCCUAAACUGAGCUGUGACUCUAGACCCCUGGUGGUCAAGGCCAUAGCGGAGCUCCUGGCUCUGCUGCCACAGCUCACUGUCAAGACAGAGGAGUACGAGGUACACCAACUACUCCUCCAAAUCAGUUAACUAUACAUAACACACCUGGGGCCAUAUUUUAACAAUAGAAAUGCAAACAAGUGUUUUUGUAUUUAUGCAGCAUUUCAAUUUGAUGUGAUUUGAAAUGGGCCUUUUCACCCUUAACUAUGGCUUGUUUUCCUUCAGAAACUCAAAGAGCAGGUUGUCAGCUUUCUCUGGGGCUACGCUCUCAACAAGGUUGGUGGAGAAAUCAGCAUGCAUCCCAGACUAGCCAAAUCCCAGAUCUUUGUGCAUGUUUUUGUUUUGAUCGGUUUGUUUGUCAUUUGUUUGUUUGUGUGUUCCAGGAACCUGAGGUGGCCAUUUGUGGCUACAAGGCCCUGUCAGAGUUCCCAGAGGCAGCACACACACUCCAUCACCUCCCCGAGCAGGUGAGAGUCCCACUGGAUAGACAACGCUCUCACAAUGUUCCUACAACCACCCAGACAUUUUAUGUAGUAGUAAUUCAUCCCUGGAGCGGCAGGUAGACUAGAGGUUAGAGAGGCGAGCCAGCAACAGGAGGGUUGCCAGUUCGAAUCCUGGGUCCGACAGGAAAAAUCUGUCUGGAAGUGAGCUUGUACAGGAGGGUUGCUUAUAUAAAAUCCUAGAUGCCAUUGCCUGCCGUUGUGCCCUUGAGCAAGACACUUAACCCUCCACAACAACAGCUCCCUGGGCGCCCAGUGUGGCAGCCCCCCGCACCUCUCCAAAAACCUGUAUAUGUAUCGGAGGGGUUGGGUUGAAAGCGGAAGUCAAAAUUUGGUUGGACCUUGUGUGCAAUUGACCAAAAAAGUUAUCUUUAAUCUGAUCUUAAUCCAUCAUACUCACAAUUAAUCAUAUUGUUGUUUAUCAUUGUUGUGUAAUGCAAUCAGUCAGCAAAUAAUGUCUUUGGUAUGCUGGUUUGUCUUCCUGAUAGGCCAGGCCGGUCGCAAAACUUCCUGAAAGUGUGGAGGAGGAACAGGGGAAAGAGAAGGAGGAAGAGGAGGAAGAAGAUCUGUCCAUUCCAGGUCCAUCCUAUGUGAAGCUCCUAGGUCUCACAUCCCUCUCAGUCCUGCCAGGUAGAAGCUGCUCAGAUCUUAUAUACUCCACAUCUCUAACUACUUUGGUUCUUUCCUUUUCUGUCCUUUCUAUGAAUACUGUACUGUUAGACACAUAGACUAACAACACACACACACGCGCGCAUGCAUACUCACUCUCUCUCUCUCUCUCUCUCUCUCUCUCUCUCUCUCUCUCUCUCUCUCUGUCUCUCUCUCUCUCUCUCUCUCUCUCUCUUUCACUACAUCUCUUUAGAAUCACAGCAGCACUGAGCACCGUGCCAACUUUCGAGGAUGGGACUAAGUGUAUUCAGAUCUCGAUUUAAUAGUGUAUUCGGAUCUCGAUUUAAUGCAGCGUUUGAAUUGUUUUGUGUGAAACUAUUCAGCAAUACCCCCCCGAGGACUGUCCAUACGCGCUGAAACGCAACACCAAAGGGCAGUUGACUCGAAUAAAUCAGAAAUUCUGCUCCAAUCCCUCGACAGCCGCUUUCGCCAAACUCUACCCCACUCCAGUUGCCUGCUCCAAUGUAAUUUAAUGAAGCGUGUCAAUUAUAUUAAACGAUGAGGAAUCCUGAAAAGUAAACCGGCGCUCAAUGUCCUUUUGUCGACAUGCUUUGUUCCCAGACGCCCCGGACCACUCUUUCGCUCUUUCCCUUCUCUGCCUCGUUAAAAUAAACUAUAUGUGUUUACACCGUAGUCUCCCACUGUGUGUGAAACUGUGUGAAUACUCUUCUCUGGUCUUACACUGGUUGGGGACAUCCAUCAUGACAUCCAUUAUAUACAGUAUGUAGGCCUAAAUUCAAAUAGUAUUUGUUUUAUUUCAAAUAGUGUUUCAUUUAGCCUUCCUGAGUGCAGGAUGGGUGCGGUUUGCACUUUUGAGACUAUUCUAUUUUGUUCCAUUGCAGAAUUCAAAUCUGCCACUAUCGCCUCUUUUCCCUCACUCUCUCUCUUUUUCAAUCUCUCUCUUUCUCUCCCCACCCCCCUCUGUUCAGCUCUUGAGCUCUUCCUGACGUCCCUGGUGAGGCAGGAGAUGAGCCAGAUGCCCCGUGGGGUGUACCACUCUGCCCUGAAAGGGGGGAGCCUCCGGUCAGACCAGGGGAAAACGGUGGCAGGGAUCCCAGGCUUCAUGCUGAAGACCUAUGAGAAGAGCAAACAGCCUGGUCUCAAACCUGGCCUGGCAGGUAGGUACCAACACACACCAUCAAUGAGAAAGAUUCAAUAACAGGGUGUCCGCGGGUCCUUAAUUUAUCUGAUAUAAAGGCCUUAAUUAGUCUGCUAAAUUGUUGACAUCCCCUGUAUUGAAAUGUAAGGAUAAAUGAAUUAAAAUCAUGAAUCGGCUAGUCAGUUAAAUGUAUGCAAAAUGAAUCAUUCUUGACUGCAUGAGUUACUAUGCAUUUAGUGUUACUGUUCAUGAAAAUAAAGGUUAGAUUUCUCAAAUUAAUAUUGAUAAUUUAUUUGACUAGGACCAGGUUAGCUAGGUUUUCCACAAAUUACGUUUUAUGUGAUGUAAUGUUUGUGUGUUCCAGCCGGCCUCCUUCUCUCCUUUGACCUGUCCGUCCAGACCGACCGAGAUGGACGACCAAUCAACCGCUUCCUCCUCAGCAGGGGGCGGAGCUACCAGCAGAUGUUAGCCACUCUCAUUCACGAGGUGACCUCUCCUAUCUCUCUCUGGCUGAAUCCCAAAUCACCCCCUUCCCCUCGGCCCUCCAUUUGUGCGUUCACGUUUACCUCUGCCAUUUGCACAAGUGUCCCAAAGCUGAGGGAGUGAAAUGUAUUGAGGGUGUAAGGGCUAAUUAGACCCACAGAUAGCAACUUUGACCGAGCCAGCAAGGCUGCAGGCUUCAGACCGAAGUGCUAUCCCGACACGCACUGUGAUAUGUUUUGAGUUUGUGCAAUUUCAUACAAAUGAAUGGAAAGGCGUGCCUAAUUAUAUUCCACAUGCAUUUGUUUCUGAUUUUGAGACUUGCCAGAGAUUAAAUACCUUCCAAAUUAAAUGUUUAACUGUUACUGAGGUUUAUAUCUUGUAAAACAACAGGGGGAUUUGUUAAUUUGAAUUUCAUGCUAGUUUUAUUAUUUAAAAGUGGAACAUGAAUUGCAUCAUUCAAGUCACGAGUGUGUUCAAAAGUUGAUGGGUUUAUUGAUCCCAUCGCCAGUCUCUGGAAGUCACACUCUGAGUUUCAUCAGCAACACGUGACAGCGGAGGGCCCUCCGAGCGAGUUGGUAGGGGCAAGGGGGUGGUUCGGGAUUCACUGUCUCUCUCUUUCUCUCUUCUCUCGCUCUCUGUAGACGCCUUUGUAUUUCUCCCCUAUCGUCAUAUUUCUGCUCACUUUCUCUUUCUUUCAUUCAUAUUCUAUUUCUUCUUUUUCUGUUGUCCUUACCUUUUCUGUUUGUCAUUGUCUCCUCUGGCUCUUUCUUUCUCUCCCUCUUUCUUUCUCUCCCUCUGUCUUUCUCUCCCUCUGUCUUUCUCUCCCUCUGUCUUUCUCUCCCUCUUUCUUUCUCUCCCUCUGUCUUUCUCUCCCUCUGUCUUUCUCUCCCUCUGUCUUUCUCUCCCUCUGUCUUUCUCUCCCUCUUUCUUUCUCUCCCUCUUUCUUUCACUCCCUCUGUCUUUCUCUCCCUCUUUCUUUCUCUUCCUCUUUCCUUUCACUCCCUCUGUCUUUCUCUCCCCUCUGUCUUUCUCUCCCUCUGUCUUUCUCUCCCUCUGUCUUUCUCUCCCUCUUUCUUUCUCUCCCUCUUUCUUUCACUCCCUCUGUCUUUCUCUCCCUCUUUCUUUCUCUCCCUCUUUCUUUCUCUCCCUCUUUCUUUCACUCCCUCUGUCUUUCUCUCCCUCUUUCUUUCUCUUCCUCUUUCUUUCACUCCCUCUGUCUUUCUCUCCCUCUUUCUUUCUCUCCCUCUGUCUUUCUCUCCCUCUGUCUUUCUCUCCCUCUGUCAUCAUCACUGGCUGGUUGACUUGAGGAGAGUAACCUGAACAUUUCUACAUUUCUAAACACUUUCAGUCUCUUUAUCUGGUGGCCACCGUGUAUUAUACAACAGCCAUGUUUCAAACUGACAGCUGGUUCUACGUAGGGCUGUUACGGUGACUAUAUUACCGCCACACCGGCGGUCACGAGUCAUGAUGGUAGUCAAAUUCCACGUGACCGUUUAGUCACGGUAAAUAGGCUUUUCCAAGCUCUGAUGCUGCUGAUGGUCAUUAGUAGCCUACCAAACUUGCUAACUGCCUGGUACUCAGCACUCUAUUGUCCCUCUAAUCACUCUGACAUCAAUGCAAAUGUAAUCCAAAAUCUAAUCAAACAUUUCAUGAGAGGCCAUGAGCUCAUGUUGCGCAACAUUUCUAUAGGCUAUGCAAUUACAUGAGAAAACAGAGUGAUGGCCUCUAUUAAAAAGAGGAGGAUCCUAUCAGCUUUCUAUAGGCUUACAAUAUUUAUUUCUCAAAUUUCCUAAUAUUAAGCACAUUGCUUCUCUUUACAAGAGGUGUAUAGCCUACCUGGCUGGCAUGAAAAUGAACCACGUAAAAAGCAUCCUCCAUUUGCUAUUUAAGUGCAUAGAUGACGUAAAUUUUCCGCUGCCCCUGUUUCAAGACAGGUGCAUGAUAAUGGUCCAUUCGAAAUCAAAGCAAAUUUCACACAUAUAUUAUUUAGUAAAUUGAAAGACAAGAUUAAAUCAAGAAUCGUGUGAUGGGGUGACAAUAUUAGCCUAUCACUUGUGAAUUAUAUAUUAUCACUUGUGAAUGAUGCCCAGCUUAAGGCAAACAGUACAUUCUUCUUUUUUUUGCGACUUUUUCUAAUCAUAGUCGCAGAAAAUGUUCACAAUAAAAAUGCACCUUUAUAAUAAAAGCAUUACAUGCAUAAUCACAUUUGUGGUCACUUUUGAGAAUGGUGUUUUCCUGCUAAUGGAACAUUCACACUUCUAGCCUGCUGCCGUAUGCGCAUUGCUGCGCUUAUAGUGUGAAGAAAUAGCCUAAUAGUUUAUCAACAUUUUAAGCUAAAUGUUCUCAUCUGUUGCAUCAGGCUCAUUGCUUAAAACAGGUUUUUUUAUGCUAGUGGUUGUAUUAAUUUGGGAUCUAUCGCAUCCCUCAACUGUCCCUGACUAUGUUUGGAAUAUUUAUUUCUCACUGAAUAGAAUAGGUCAACUUUUGUACUAUGGGGGAUAGUAGAUUGACAUAAGCUAGUGCUUUUGCUGUUCGUUAGGCCUACUCAUCUUGUUGGCUGACGAAAAGUAAAUGUGGACAGUUCUUCCAAUAUCUUCAAUAUGCGACUCGGAAUUGGAUAAGGAUGCGCUCAGUUGCGUCCCCGAUGUGUCUGUCUUCACUUGUAGCUGUGAUAAAGGCCCGAUCACAUGAUGGAGAGCCAUGUGAGUGAGAGGUGCUUCGGCACGCAGCCGGGAGAAGGGAAAUAUAAUUAUUGUAUUCAGCCCAAGGGCACAAUGGCCACUGGCCGCAAAAGGCAUGGAUUUUUUUAGGGGGCAGAACGGCCACACAAAGUGGAUGCAGUCGGGAAAUUUGAGGCAUUAUCAAGUGCUUGUCAAAUUGUGAAUGAGAGACUGAUGAAGUGUGUACAGCCUGCGCAAGAAACAAAGCAGAGCUCAUGCCUUUCAUGCAACUUUUUUCAAAUCAUCAUAAGAGUCGCAUCAUGCAGCCUUAGAAUGUAUAAAAAAUCAGAACAUAUAGCCCAACAUUUGUAUCACAACUAAAGUUACAUAAAUAACUUUAAAUUAAGCGCAUAGGAGGACCUGUUUCUUUGUUAACUGCUCAACACAGAAUAGCCGCAUGUGCGCACUCCCUCAAAUCGUUUGGAGAAAAUAUCCUUUCUAUUUUAUUCCGCUAUGUUCAAUUGUAUUCUUCAUACUAUAAAAUAAUAUAAAAAUAAUGCCACGGAAUUCUAAGCAAAUAUUGUCUGCUAAAUUAACUAGUGUAGCCCACAGCCAUAUGGCAUAGUCAGAUCAGGGUCUAAUAUAAGGACAACUCAGAGUAUGCUAUUCUGUUCUUCUGAAAUAGACUACAUUUUCUUCAUAUCAUGUUUCUUUAGACCUGUCUAAAAUAAAUAAUGGAUUUAUUGUGAUGGUGUAGACUAUAUUACAUGGAUUUAUUAGACUUUUUUGUAGAUGUUCCAAAGGUCUGCAUCAGUGGCUUGUAGGCUAUGCGUGGAAGCCAGGAUAUGCUAAAAGUGUUUAUGUUCAUUAACGAUCAAUUACCGUGAGACUGGCAGUUAUUUGAUUGACAAUCACCGGCUGACAACGUUUCAUAACUGCCACAGCCCUAGUUGUAUGCUACAGUAACAGUUUAAGGCAUCCUCAACAUACUCCACAAACGGUUUAUUUUAGCAGUACGUUCAUCAACAUUCCCUCCGAAGUGUUUUGUGUAUGAGCGUGAAGUUGCUAGAUAGGUUGGUGGACACACAGGCUACUCCCACUAUCCAGGCAAAAUGCUUUCCAUGAAAACCCUUCACCAAGGCGUGUUUAGGUGUGGGAUGAUCUUUGGAAACAUUUACAGUUAUUUUUAUAUAAACGUGUUUAAAGAUGGACGACCUAUGUCAGCAUGUUUGUGUUUAUUUGUACACAUACUGUGCUGAAACGCAUACAUGUAUGAAUGUACAUACAUACUCAGUGUUUCUCUUCUCUGUGGUCAGGUGAACAUUCAGCCGUCAGAGUGGCAUCGUGCCCUCCUCCUACCCCAGGCCUGGCGAGGGUUCAUGAGCCGAGCUUACCAUGCCGUCCUACAGGUGUGCAUGCCAUAUGAAUAAUGCAUGUCUUUCUGUUUAUCUGUAUUGAGUUUGCUGGUCAAUUUAUGGUCAUGGUUGCCGUAUGAAUGCGGUUGAUUUGCGAUCAUGGUUGCUGUACCGGUAUGGUGGUUGUGUGUAUGUGGUUGCUGUGCGAUCAUGGUUGCUGUACCGGUAUGGUGGUUGUGUGUAUGUGGUUGCUGUGUGGUCAUGGUUGCUGUGACCGUGUUCAUUAGGGUCGUCGGGCAGAGCUGGAGAUGCAGCAGAAGCAAGGCAAGGAGAGUCCAGAGGAGCUGCAGUACAAACAGCACUGUGCCUGGCUCUGGUGAGAACACACACACACACACACACACACACACACACAGACACACACACACACAGACACACACACACACAGACACACACACACACACACACACACACACACACACACACAGACACACAGACACACACACACACACACACACACACACACACACACACACACACACACAGACACACACACACACACACACACACACACACACAGACACACACCUGUCUUUAAACAUGCCGUUCUAUUCCAUCAUAAUCCAGCCCAUCGACCAACAGAGCACAUUUCAUUGGUCCCUGUAGCCGACAGUGUGAUAUUAUUUAAGACUAUGGAACAACAGGACAUAGUUGACCUUUGCGGAGAUGGUAAUUUUCUGGAUUACGUCCUCUUGUCGCCACCACCAUAAAGCCCUGUCAUUUUGACCCCUCUCCCUAUAAUCAAAAACAUCUCAGCUCUUAACACAGAUUCCUCUGCCCUUUACCACUGGGGUAAAGACACAGAACUAGGAAACAUUCCUGAAUAAAUCUAGUUAGUAGUUUCUGUCACUGAGUUACACUGGAAUUAUACUACAAGAUUGACAAUAGUGUUUCUAGUUUUUGCAUGUAUCUAACUAUCUUAUUUGGAAUGCUGUUCACUUCCUAAAACAGCUCUCUGCUCAAAUUAGGGGAUCAUUUGAAGGCUGAUCUGCCAGGAAUAUGGGCUACAUAUCAAUAUUCUAAAAUAGCUUCCUCUCCUCGUCACAAGAUUCUGCUAUCUAAUUAGUUAUAUAUAUAUAUAUAUAGAUAUAUAUAUAUAGAUAUAGAUAUAUAUCUCUAUAUAUCAUAUACACUAUAUAUAUACCAUAAGAUAUAGACUUAUAGAUCAAUACCUAUAUAUAAUUAUAUACUAUAUAUAUAUAUAUAUAUAUAUAUAUAUAUAGAGAUACUAUAUUAUAUAUAGAUAUAUAUAUAUUAUAUAUAUAUUUAUAAUAUAUAUAUAGCUGACACAGUGAUAUGAGUGAAAUGUGCACAACAGAUUCUUCCAGAAAGAUAACUGAAGCGAAGAUUCCAGACAUACUAAGGUGGAUUAAAACAACUGGUCCAUCCACCACCUCCCACAACAGAGAUAACUAUACCAGUCCUAGGGUGUGUCCGAAAUGGCACCCUAAUCCUUAUAUAGUGCACUACUUUUGACCAGGGCUGGCCCGUAGAGGUCUGGUCAAAAAUAGUGCACUAUAUAGGGAAUAGGGUGCCAUUUGGGACAUACACACUGUACUAGCCCUGUCCUGCACUCCUCUUCCCUCUCCCCAUGUAGCGAGCCUCCACCUUAUAACUCAAGCCCAGAUGGUGCAAUGUCUAAGCCCUCUAGGCUAGUGAAUGAAUGACUGGCCUGGCCAAGACAUAGCCACACACACACAUUCCUAUACAUGCUGUGUGUGUGUGUGUGUGUGUGUAUAUAUAUAUGACUGCUAGUAUAUAUAUAUAUAGAUAGAUAGAUAGAUAGAUAGAUAGAUAGAUAGAUAGAUAGAUAUAAUACCAGUCAAAAGUUUGGACACACCUACUCAUUCAAGGGGUUUUCUUUUUUUUAAACAAAUCAAAAUAUAUGUUAUAUUUGAGAUUCUUCAAAAAGCCACCCUUUGCCUUGAUGACAGCUUUGCACACUCUUGGCAUUCCCUCAAACAGCUUCACCUGGAAUACUUUUCCAACAGUCUUGAAGGAGUUCCCACAUAUGCUGAACACUUGUUAGCUGCUUUUCCUUCACUCUGCGGUCCGAAUCAUCCCAAACCAUCUCAAUUUGGUUGAGGUCGGGGGUUUGUGGAGGCCAGGUCAUCUGAUGCAGCACUCCAUCAGUCUCCUUCUUGGUCAAAUAGCCCUUACACAGCCUGGAGGUGUGUUGGGUCAUUGUCCUGUUGAAAAAUAAAUGAUAGUCCCACUAAGCCAAACCAGAUGGGAUGGCGUAUCGCUGUAGAAUGCUGUGGUAGCCAUGCUGGUUAAGUGUGCCUUGAAUUCUUAAUAGAUCACAGACAGUGUCACCAUAACACCUCCUCCUCCAUGCAUUCCAGGUGAAGAUGUUUGAGAGAAUGCCAAGAGUGUGCAAAGCUGUCAUCAAGGCAAAUGGUGGCUAUUUGAAAAAUCUCAAAUAUAUUUUGAUUUUUUUUUUAGCACUUUUUGGGUUACUACAUGAUUCCAUAUGUGUUAUUUCAUAGUUUUGAUGUCUUCACUAUUAUUCUACAAUGUAGAAAAUAGUACAAAUAAAGAAAACUCCUUGAAUGAGUAGGUGUGUCCACACUUUUGACUGGUACUGUACAUAUAUGUGUACACUGAACAAAAAAAAAAUAUAUAUAUAUACUGAACAAAAAUAUAAACUAAACAAGUGUUGGUCCCAUGUUUCAUGAGCUGAAAUAAAGAUCCCAGCAUUUUUCCAUACGUACAAAAAGCUUAUUUCUCUCAAAUGUUGUGCACAAAUUUGUUUACAUUCCUGACAGUGAACAGUUCUCCUUUGCCAAGAUAAGCCAUCCACCUGACAGGUGUGGCAUAUCAAGAAGCUGAUUUAACGGCAUGAUCAUUACACAGGGGCACCUUGUGCUGGAGGCAAUAAAAGGCCACUCUAAAAUGUGCAGUUUUGUCACACAUCACAAUGCCACAGACAUCUCAAGUUUUGAGGGAGUGUGCAAUUGGCAUGCUGACUGAAUGAAUUUCCACCAGAGCUGUUGCAAAGAAUUGAAUGUUAAUUUCUCUACCAUAAGCCGCCGCCAAUGUCAUUUUAGAGAAUUUGGCAGUACCGCAGACCACCGCAGACCACAUGUAACCACACCAGCCCAGGACCUCCACAUCCGGCUUCUUCACCUGUGGGAUCGUCUGAGACCAGCCACCCGGACAGCUGAUGAAACUGGGUUUGCACAACCAAAGAAUUUCUGCACAAACUGUCAGAAACCGUCUCAGGGAAGUGACGAGAUCCUGAGGCCCAUUGUCAUGCCAUUCAUCCGCCGCCAUCACCUCAUGUUUCAGCAUGAUAAUGCACGGCCCCAUGUCGCAAGGAUCGGUACACAAUUCCUGGAAGCUGAAAAUGUCCCAGUUUGUGCAUCGCCUGCAUACUCACCAGAUAUGUCACCCAUUGAGCAUGUUUGAGAUGCUCUGGAACAACGUGUACGACAGCGUGUUCCAGUUCCCGCCAAUAUCUAGCAACUUGCCACAGCCAUUGAAGGGGAGUGGGACAACAUUCUACAGGCCACAAUCAACAGAUUGAUCAACUCUAUGCGAAGGAGAUGUGUCGCGCUGCAUGAGGCAAAUGGUGGUAACACCAGAUACUGACUGGUUUUCCGAUCCACGCCCCUGACUUUUUUUUUAUGGUGUCUGUGACCAACAGAUGUAUAUCUGUAUUCCCAGUGAUGUGAAAUCCAUAGAUUAGAGCCUAAUUUAUUUAUUUCAAUUGACUGAUUUCCUUAUAUGAACUGUAAAUCAGUAAAAUCUUUGAAACUGUUGCAUGUUGCGUUUAUAUUUUUGUUCAGUGCAUAUAAACUCAGCAAAAAAAGAAACGUCCCUUUUUCAGGACCCUGUCUUUCAAAGAUAAUUCGUGAAAAUCCAAAUAACUUAACAGAUCUUCAUUGUAAAGGGUUUAAACACUGUUUCCCAUGCUUGUUCAAUGAACCAUAAACAAAUAAUGAACAUGCACCUGUGGAACGGUCGUUAAGACACUAACAGAUUACAGACGGUAGGCAAUUAAGGUCACAGUUAUGAAAACCUAGGACACUAAAGAGGCCUUUCUACUGACUCUGAAAAACACCAAAAGAAAGAUGCCCAGGGUCCCUGCUCAUCUGCAUGAACGUGCCUUAGGCAUGCUGCAAGGAGGCAUGAGGACUGCAGAUGUGGCCAGGGCAAUACAUUUCAAUGUGCGUACUGUGAGAUGCCUAAGACAGCCCUACAGGGAGACAGGACGGAGAGCUGAUUGUCCUCGCAGUGGCAGACCAUGUGUAACAACAACUGCACAGUAUCGGUACAUCCGAACAUCACACCUGCGGGACAGGUACAGGAUGGCAACAACAACUGCCCAAGUUACACCAGGAACACACAAUGCCACCAGCCAUACUGCUUGUUCUGUGUAUGAUUUCCUGCAAGACAGGAAUGUCAGUGUUCUGCCAUGGCCAGCGAAGAGCCCGGAUCUCAAUCCCAUUAAGCACGUCUGGGACCUGUUGGAUCGGAGGGUAAGGGCUAGGGCCAUUCCCCCCAGAAAUGUCCGGGAACUUGCAGGUGCCUUGGUGGAAGAGUGGGGUAACAUCUCACAGCAAAAACUGGCAAAUCUGGUGCAGUCCAUGAGGAGGAGAUGCACUGCAGUACUUAAUGCAGCUGGUGGCCACACCAGAUACUGACUGUUACUUUUGAUUUUGACCCCCCAUUUGUUCAGGGACACAUUAUUCCAUUUCUGUUAGUCACAUGUCUGUGGAACUUGUUCAGUUUAUGUCUCAGUUGUUGAAUCUUGUUAUGUUCAUACAAAUAUUUACACAUGUUAAGUUUGCUGAAAAUAAACACUGUUUUUUUGCUGAGUUUAUAAUUCUGUAUAUAUGCACACACACACACACCAGCGGGAACAUCAGGGUCAGUGCAUGCUCUCACUGGGGCAGACAUCCGCCAUGUCACCCAGCCAUGUGAGUGAUGUGCUGCGCUCAGAUGAAAAGAGGCCGUGUGGGUGCGUGCGUGCGUGUAAUCGUAAAUCAAGGCAUGAGGAGAUGAAACGUUCACCCCCCCCGUCCAGCGAUAGAAUCUAAAUCAUCCUCCUUGUCUUCCUCCCCCACUUCUCCCACUCUAUCCCCUCCCUCUCUCCCUCUACACAGGGUCAGGGACCAGCUGACUGAUGUUGUCAAAUCUGCAGCUAAGUGAGUCUGUCCCCCGCGUUCGUCUCCUCUGCAUUGACAUUGACAUUGAAUUUCCCACUGUGUCAAGUGUAUGCAUUAACAAUGUAACUGCAAUGACAUUAAAGUUAGAAUUACAUUAGGUAAGGGAUUUUACCAAUUGUUAGUCUAUUGUUUAUACAUUUGGUGUCAACAAAACAGUGGGCCUAUACUAGACUAGGCCAGUGCCAUCAUUCAAACCCUUGAAACAGGUGGGUUAGUACUGGAUUGGAACAAAUCCUGUACGCACUGUAAGCCCCCCAACACAGGGAUCGAAGAGCACUGGCCUAUAGCCACACUGUUUGGUUGAUGAUGGCGGUGAGUCCUGCUACUGUUGUCAUGGUAACCCGGUGGUACACCUGUGUCUCCGUGGCGAUAGGGACAGUCCGGUGGUGCAGGGGAACUCCAUCUUGGCUCUGAGUGGUCUGGCUGCGGUGCUGGCCAAAUACGAGAGCAACCUGCCCGCUGACACCGAGGGUGGACUUGGGGUAAGAGCAGACUCCACACGUUAUGGGAGCAUUGGAUUUUAUGGCACUGGUACUUAUCUGGUAUUAACUAGGAAAUUAUGUGGUGUCAAGGGAUACUAGUACCCUGGUGCCUAGUGGUGUUUGUUAUAAUGAAUCUGAAGAGAAAACAACAAAUAAUGCAUGCUAAGGUUGUUACUGUGUAAUUACCAUUUUACCAUGGUAUUUCUUAUAAAAACUGUGGAUCGAGCACUGAAUGUUGAUUGGCUGACAGCCGUGGUAACAGGAAUGACAAAACAGUUAUUUUUUCUACUCUAAUUACGUUGGUAACCAGUUUAUAAUAGCAAUAAGGCACCUCAGGGGUUUGUGGUAUAUGCCAAUAUACCACGGCUAAGGGCUGUGUCCAGACACUCCGCGUUGCGUUGUGCGUAUGAACAGCCGUUAGCCGUGGUAUAUUGGCCAUAUACCAUACCCCCUCGUGCAUUAUUGCUUAAGUAAAUAGCUGGUCAUUUCUGUACCAUAAAAUAGGAAAGGAGUGUCUCUGAAAGUAUCCCAUUGUUUUACCAGAUCAUUUCCUAAUAAAUAUGAACUGAAAAAAGACUACAGUCAUCUAAAGCUUUUGCCAUUGGGUGGUGCUGUAACUCUCCCCUGCCAUGUUUGUUGUGGUAUAUGCUGUAGGUGGGCCCUGAGAUCCUGCCCACAUCCACCUGGCUGGCCAUGGUUCUGGACACUCUCCUCAGCAUCGUCAGCAGCAGCUACAAGCCCAGAGGACAAGUCUUCCCCUGGUUCCUACACGUCAGUACGCCAACCUAGCACAACAACUAGAAUUAUCACUGAAUUAUGCUGGCAGCUAAAUCAUGCUAUAUUGAUGUUACAUCAUAAAAAAGAAAUGGAUACCUGCACGCUGUUGUUGAAUGUCUCUACGAUACCAUUCAACAGUAUGGGUAGGCUUAUCUUUUUUUAUUGUUUAAUUAGUAUUUUCUUCAAUUUACCCCUCUCAGCGGUCCUACUCGGGAGAGAACACUGCCAGUGCCAUCGCCCGCUCCUGUGCCGCCCUGGCCCUGUCCCUGGUGGUGCCCGUGCUGGUGGCCUGGCACAAGGAAAGCGUGCCACAGGUCCUAGCCACCCUGAGGGCGGGGCUUCCCGGCUCGCCCACCGCAGACGACUCCCAGGCCGUCCAGUUCCACUCUGGCCUGGCCCUGGGCAUGCUGCUGUCCUGCCUGCACCAGGAGAGGCUCAGGUAGGGGGGUCUGCCAUGGGGCGGAGGGGGUGGAGAGGGGGUGGUCUGGUGUGUGUGUGUGAGUGAGAAUUGACUCUUGAGGUGUUGUGUGUCUGUUUUGUCAUUGUUCUAUUGUGAUGUUUGUUUGUAUUGUGACAUUGGAUGACAUUGGGUGUUAUUGUGUUUCUGUGGUUUCCAAAGCAUUCUCCCUCUGUUCCUUCCUUCUCUCUCUCUGGUUCAGUGAUGUGUCAGGUCAGAAGAUGACUGAGCUGUUGAUGAGUUCUCUGGACACUCUGGAAGCCUGCUGCUUUGACAGCAACCUGGAGUACAAGUGAGUGUGUCUGAAUUGCAUUUAUAAAUUAUUCAAUAAAUAUAUGAUAUGAGAAUGGCUGGAUUGGCACUACCCUACCAUCUUAUACAGUGAAUUCGGAAAGUAUUCAGACCCCUUGACUUUUUCAUCAUUUUGUUACGUUACAGCCUUAUUCUAAAAUGGAUUACAUAAAUAAACAUCCUCAUUAAUCUACACACAAUACCCCAUAAUGACAAAGCGAAAACAGGUUAUUAGAAAUGUUUUGCUAAUAAAACAUUUUUUUUAAACAGACCCUUUGCUAUGAGACUUGAAAUUGAGCUCAGGUGCAUCCUCUUUCCAUUGAUCAUCCUUGAGAUGUUUCUAUAACUUGAUUGGUAAAUUCAAUUGAUUGGACAUGAUUUGGAAAGGCACACACCUGUCUAUAUAAGGUCCCACAGUUGACAGUGCAUGUCAGAGCAAAAACCAAGCCAUGAGGUCGAAGGAAUUGUCCGUAGAGCUCCGAGACAGGAUUGUGUCGAGGCACAGAUCUGGGGAAGGGUACCAAAAAAUGUCUGCAGCAUUGAAGGCCCCCAAGAACACAGUGGCCUCCAUCAUUCUAAAAUGGAAGAAGUUUGGAACUACCAAGACUCUUCCUAGAGCUGGCCACCCGGCCAAACUGAGAAAUCGGGGGAGAAGUGCCUUGGUCAAGGAGGUAACCAAGAACCCGAUGUUCACUCUGACAGAGUGCCAGAGUUCCUCUGUGGAGAUGGGAGAACCUUCCAGAAGGACAACCAUCUCUGCAGCACUCCACCAAUCAGGCCUUUAUGGUAGAAUGGCCAGACAGAAGCCACUCCUCAGUAAAAGGCACAUGACAGCCUGCUUGGAGUUUGCCAAAAGGCACCUAAAGGACUCUCAGACCAUAAGAAACAACAUUCUCUGGUCUGAUGAAACCAAGAUUGAACUCUUUGGCCUGAAUGCCAAGCGUCACAUCUGGAGGAAAACGAUGCUCCCCAUCCAACCUGACAGAGCUUGAGAGGAUCUGCAGAGAAGAAUGGGAGAAACUCCCCAAAUACAGGUGUGCCAAGCUUGUAGCGUCAUACCGAAGACUCAAGGCUGUAAUCGCUGCCAAAGGUGCUUCAACAAAGUACUGAGUAAAGGGUCUGAAUACUUAAUACUUAUGGAAAUGUGAUAUUUCCCUUUCUUAUUUUUUUUUAUAAAUUUGCAAAAUUAUGGGGGUAUUGUGUGUAGUUUAAUAAGGGGGGAAAAAAACACUUUAAUCCAUUUUAGAAUAAGGCUGUAACGUAACAAAAUAUGGAAAAAGUCAAGGGGUCUGAAUACUUUCCGAAUGCACUGUACAUGUGCGUGCGUAUGAGGUGGCAAGCUUUCAGAUGGUGCAACUAUGUACUCCCCUACUAUCUUCCGUUUUUCACUACCUCUCCUGUCCUUUCUCCAGUGCCGGCUGUGUGCUGGGCCUAGGCCUGGUGCUGGGGGCCCUGAGUGGCAGUGGACAGACAGAACACAGGGCCCGUGUGGGCCUCACCCUGGACAAACUGCUGGAGGCCCUACAGGGGGACAGCAGCAAUCAGGGUCGCAUGCUGCAGGAGGUGUGGCCCAAAUCUUCAUAUUAGUCAUACAAAUAUGAAUUGUAACCAAUAACGUUCUCAAUCACUGCUGUUUUACUGUGAAGGGUCAUAUUUGACAGCUGAAGCAGCGCCAUUUUGUUUUCUUGACGAGGCUUUAUAACGAUGUCUUCCCUUAAAUAAAGAAUGUAUAAUGUUAACAGAUAAUAUUAAUAGUCUGCUCACCUUUUAUAAAUCCUUAUUUGUACAUUAGUAAAUGUGCAUAUGCUAUUUCCUUCCCUCAUUCAUUUCCUCCCUCCCUCCCUAGGUGUUUGCCUACUCUGUAGCAGGUGUGGGGGUGGCAGCCUUCAGUGGAGGGGUUGUUGAUGCCCUUAAAGCAGAGGAGAUCAUGAGCACUCUCCGUAACAUGACAGAGGAGAGCCAGCAGGUGAGAUGGCACAUUUUCAUGAGUGUGCGCAAGUGUGUGUGUGUGUGUGUGUGCGCGCCUGCGUGCGUGCAUGCAUGCUCUGUAUAGUAAUAUGUUCAGUGGUUGUUCACGCGAAGUUUGUGUGUGUAUGUGUAAUGUUGUUAAUCUACAACUAUAAGUCUUUCCUGUGUUGUCCAGACUCCAGGAUUCUCAUUGGCUCUGGGCCUGGUUGUUCACGGUCUGUCGUCCUGCGGCCACGGCAAGGCAGAGGACAUCCAACCCCGCCUUCUGGAUGCCUGGAUCAAGAUCCUACUGGCUGAGGUACUGGAGCGACAACCAGGGCAGAGCAAACGUUUACCAAUGUUCCAAACAAGCUAUUUUAAACGAUGGGCCUGGAAUCGCAAGAGAUUCCUGCCAAUGAACAGUAUGAGCCCCUUGCGAGAUGAUACAAUUCCGGCUGUAAUUAAUUGAGUAAGGUCUCCUCCCCUGUGUUGCAGGGCUGUCCCACCAUGCAGAGGCUGGCUGCUGUCAACGGCCUGGUGGCUCUGGUGGGAUCAGAGACUGGCAUCCUUCAGGUGAGACUUCCUACAUUUGGGAUGGGGUUAGUGGAAUCUAACUUAAAAGUGCAGUAAUCCUCCCAAAUGAACAGUUCUAAAACCUCCCCCUAGAUAAAGCCAAACACCUAUUUAUGGCUUUACAUGUGCAAUGGUAGAGUGUGUUCUAAGUGAAUAUACGCAAAGAUUAUGGAUAUACUGACAAGAUGUCUCUCCACCCUAACAAUGGGAGUCGUUGUCCACAAAGUGACACGGCGGGCUGUCGAGCUCCCGCCUAUCCUUUCUUUCGAUUGGCGGAUACAUCUCAUUAUUGUAAUUCCUUUUUUGAAUAUUCGAUGAAGGUUGUUGACGUCAACCGCAUCUAUUCCAUGGAGAGAGAUGCUAUGCUACUAGCCUCAUGUCAUGAAUAUGCAUAGCCAUCUCGAGGACCACUCCGAUAUAAAGUAUUUUUUCUCAAAGUUGCCGGGAUGUCACAUGUCCUACUUAUAUCAGUACACUCGUAACAACUUAAGCAUUACGGGACUUCUAUUAGAUAAAAUAAACCUCACGUAGCAAAUAAGCCAUUCAUUAUUUUGGGACCAAAUUCGACACACUCUCAUUAACCUCCAUACAAAAACUCCUUGCUUGGCGAAACAACGCCACCUGCUGGAGGGAGACUGAUUUUCUGCCGAGUUGGGCCUCUUCCAAUUCCUCUCUGUUACAAGUGACAGUGAGAGUCUGUUCUCUCCCUUCCAGCUGAAGAAUGAAUCUGAGCAGUCCUCCCAGCAGCAGGGCAGACUGAACGAGGUCAUACGGGCCAUCACACAGGUAAGAACAUUGAUUGAUUGAUGACUUUUACUGUCCUUCAAGAGGAUAUUGUUUUAACAGCUCACAAGGGACAUGCAUAAAGAAACAAACAACAAACAACAAGCAAUAAACUAACACUGCUCCUGUCUUUCACCUGUAGGUCAUCACAUUCUCGGGGGCCAUCGGGCUGCAGUCUAACAGUGCCUGUCUGGUGGGGCAUCUCCACCUGGCCCACAUGUCCACCAGCCAUAGCCGCACAGCAGGUAAGGACUACAAAACAACAUGCCUCAGACCUAACAUACCUAGAGAUUCGUGGCUCCAUAGAGAUCAUAUAACUCAGUGAUUCUAUACAGUCGUGGCCAAAAAUAUUAUCAUCCUUGCACUUGUUUCAAAUAAUGCACAAUUCCUGUAGACAUUUCUGUUGAAGUUAAAAAAUAUUUUGGUAUCCACAUACACUACCAGUCAAAAGUUUGGACACACCUACUUAUUCAAGGGUUUUUCUUUAUUUAUACUAUUUUCUACAUUGUAGAAUAAUAGUAAAGACCUCAAAACUAUGAUAUAACACAUAUGGAAUCAUGUAGUAACCAAAACAGUGUUCAACAAAUCUAAAUAUAUUUGAGAUUCUUCAAAGUAGCCACCCUUUGCCUUGAUGACAGCUUUGCACAUUCUUGGCAUUCUCUCAACCAGCUUCACCUGGAAUGUUUUGAAUAGUUUGAAUAGAGAAAAUGAUUAAUUAUCCUGUUUUGUGUUUCUUUGUGUACCGCAAUGAGCAUGGAGAAAAUAAAGAAAACCAGAGAACUAUCUGAGGAGGUCAGACACAAGAUUGUAGCCAAGCAUGGACAAUCUCAAGGCUAGAAGUUCAUCUCCAGGGACCUUGAUGUUCCUGUUUCCACUGUGCGUAAUGUUAUCAAGAAGUUUAAGGCCCAUGCCACUGUAGCCAACCUCCCUGGACGUGGCCGCAAGAGAGAACUUGAUGGAAGAUUGCAGCGAAGGAUUGUUUGAAUGGUGGAGAAAGCACCUCGAUCAACUGCCACACAGAUUCAAGCUGACCUUCAGACAAAAGGUACGACAGUUUCAACUCGCACCAUCCGUCGCCAACUCGAUGAAAGGGGGUUAUAUGGUAGGAGACCCAGGAGGACCCCACUGCUGCGAGAGAGACAUAAGAAAGGCCGACUGCAAUUUUCCAAAACACACCUGAACAUGCCAAAAUCCUUCUGGGAGAAUGUCCUGUGAACAGAUGAGACCAAAUUAAAGCUUUUUGGUGAAGCACACCAUCUCUAUGUUUACAGAAAACAAAAUGAAGCCUUCAAAGAAAAGAACACCUUCCCUACAGUCAAACAUGGAGGAGGUUCAGUGAUGUUUUGGGGUUGCUUUGCUGCCUCUGGCACUGGGUGCUUUGAAUGUGUGCAUGGCAUCAUGAAAUCAGGAGAAUACCAAGGCAUUUUGGAGCACAGUGUCGGACCCAGUGUCAGAAAGCUGGGUCUCUGUCGAAGGUCAUGGGUCUUCCAGCAGGACAAUGACCUCAAACACACUUAAAAAAGCACCCAGGAACGGUUCCAGACAAAAUGCUGGACUGUUCUGAAGUGGCCAGCAAUGAGUCCAGAUCUAAAUCCCAUUGAAAACUUGUGGAGAGAUCUGAAAAGAGCAGUUGGGAGAAGGCACCCUUCAAAUCUGGGAGAACUGGAGCAGUUUGCAGAAGAGGAGUGGGCCAAACUGCCAGUACAGAGGUGCAGGAAGCUCAUUGAUGGCAAUAGGAAGCGCUUGAUUGCAGUAAUUGUGACCAAAGGCUGUGCUACCAAUCAUUAAGUCUAGGGUGUCAAUAAUUUUGUCAAUGCCAUUUCUGUUUAUUUUCUGAUUUAAAUGGAUGUAUUAAGUUCUGAAUGAAAAACAAAGGUUCUGUAAUGUUACCGGUAAAAUAAAGAAUUGUGGAGACCAAAUACUAUUUUUAGGGGGAAUUGUGAGUUACAGUGGGGGAAAAAAGUAUUUAGUCAGCCACCAAUUGUGCAAGUUCUCCCACUUAAAAAGAUGAGAGAGGCCUGUAAUUUUCAUCAUAGGUACACGUCAACUAUGACAGACAAAUUGAGGAAAAAAAAUCCAGAAAAUCACAUUGUAGGAUUUUUAAUGAAUUUAUUUGCAAAUUAUGGGGGAAAAUAAGUAUUUGGUCACCUACAAACAAGCAAGAUUUCUGUCUCUCACAGACCUGUAACUUCUUCUUUAAGAGGCUCCUCUGUCCUCCACUCGUUACCUGUGUUAAUGGCACCUGUUUGAACUUGUUAUCAGUAUAAAAGACACCUGUCCACAACCUCAAACAGUCACACUCCAAACUCCACUAUGGCCAAGACCAAAGAGCUGUCAAAGGACACCAGAAACAAAACUGUAGACCUGCACCAGGCUGGGAAGACUGAAUCUGCAAUAGGUAAGCAGCUUGGUUUGAAGAAAUCAACUGUGGGAGCAAUUAUUGGGAAAUGGAAGACAUACAAGACCACUGAUAAUCUCCCUCGAUCUGGGGCUCCACGCAAGAUCUCACCCCGUGGGGUCAAAAUGAUCACAAGAACGGUGAGCAAAAAUCCCAGAACCACACGGGGGGGCCUAGUGACUGACCUGCAGAGAGCUGGGACCAAAGUAACAAAGCCUACCAUCAGUAACACACUACGCCGCCAGGGACUCAAAUCCUGCAGUGUCAGACGUGUCCCCCUGCUUAAGCCAGUACAUGUCCAGGCCCAUCUGAAGUUUGCUAGAGUGCAUUUGGAUGAUCCAGAAGAGGAUUGGGAGAAUGUCAUAUGGUCAGAUGAAACCAAAAUAUAACUUUUUGGUAAAAACUCAACUCGUCGUGUUUGGAGGACAAAGAAUGCUGAGUUGCAUCCAAAGAACACCAUACCUACUGUGAAGCAUGGGGGUGGAAACAUCAUGCUUUGGGGGUGUUUUUCUGCAAAGGGACCAGGACGACUGAUCCGUGUAAAGGAAAGAAUGAAUGGGGCCAUGUAUCGUGAGAUUUUGAGUGAAAACCUCCUUCCAUCAGCAAGGGCAUUGAAGAUGAAACGUGGCUGGGUCUUUCAGCAUGACAAUGAUCGCAAACACACCGCCCGGGCAACGAAGGAGUGGCUUCGUAAGAAGUGGCGCAGUGGUCUAAGGCACUGAAUCGCAGUGCUAGCUGUGCCACUAGAGAUCCUGGUUCGAAUCCAGGCUCUGCUGUAGCCGGCCGCAACCGGGAGACCAAUGGGGCGGCGCACAAUUGGCCCAGCGUCGUCCAGGGUAGGGGAGGGAAUGGCCGGCAGGGAGGUAGCUCAGUUGGUAGAGCAUGGCGUUUGCAACGCCAGGGUUGUGGGUUCGAUUCCCAUGGGGUAUGAAAAAAAAUAAAAAAAAUAAAAAUUAAGAAUUAUGUAUGCACUAACUGUAAGUCGCUCUGGAUAAGAGCGUCUGCUAAAUGACGUAAAUGUAAAAUAUGUAAAUGUAAUUUCAAGGUCCUGGACUGGCACAGGCCAGUCUCCAGAUCUCAACCCCAUAGAAAAUCUUUGGAGGGAGUUGAAAGUCUGUGUUGCCCAGCGACAGCCCCAAAACAUCACUGCUCUAGAGGAGACCUGCAUGGAGGAAUGGGCCAAAAUACCAGCAACAGUGUGUGAAAACCUUGUGAAGACUUACAGAAAACGUUUGACCUGUGUCAUUGCCAACAAAGGGUAUAUAACAAAGUAUUGAGAAACUUUUGUUAUUGACCAAAUACUUAUUUUCCACCAUAAUUUGCAAAUAAAUUCAUUAAAAAUCCUACAAUGUGAUUUUCUGGAUUUCUUUUUCUUGUUUUGUCUGUCAUAGUUGACGUGUACCUAUGAUGAAAAUUACAGGCCUCUCUCAUCUUUUUACAUUUACAUUUACGUCAAUUAGCAGACGCUCUUAUCCAGAGCGACUUACAAAUAGGUGCAUUCACCUUAUAGCCAGUGGGAUAACCACUUUACAAUUAUUAUUAUGAAAAAAAACAAUUUGGGGGGGGGGGUAGAAGGAUUACUUUAUCCUAUCCCAGGUAUUCCUUAAAGAGGUGGGGUUUCAAAUGUCUCCGGAAGGUGGUGAGUGACUCCGCUGUCCUGGCGUCGUGAGGGAGCUUGUUCCACCAUUGGGGUGCCAGAGCAGCGAACAGUUUUGACUGGGCUGAGCGGGAACUAUGCUUCCGCAGAGGUAGGGGAGCCAGCAGGCCAGAGGUGGAUGAACGCAGUGCCCUCGUUUGGGUGUAGGGACUGAUCAGAGCCCGAAGGUACGGAGGUGCCGUUCCCCUCACAGCUCCGUAGGCAAGCACCAUGGUCUUGUAGCAGAUGCGAGCUUCAACUGGAAGCCAGUGGAGUGUGCGGAGGAGCGGGGGUGACGUGAGAGAACUUGGGAAGGUUGAACACCAGACGGGCUGCGGCAUUCUGGAUGAGUUGUAGGGGUUUAAUGGCACAGGCAGGGAGCCCAGCCAACAGCGAGUUGCAGUAAUCCAGACGGGAGAUGACAAGUGCCUGGAUUAGGACCUGUGCCGCUUCCUGUGUAAGGCAGGGUCGUACUCUCCGAAUGUUGUAGAGCAUGAACCUACAGGAUCGGGUCACCGCCUUGAUGUUAGCGGAGAAUGACAGGGUGUUGUCCAGGGUCAGGCCAAGGCUCUUCGCACUCUGGGAGGAGGACACAACGGAGUUGUCAACCGUGAUGGCGAGAUCAUGGAACAGGCAGUCCUUCCCCGGGAGGAAGAGCAGCUCCGUCUUGCCAAGGUUCAGCUUGAGGUGGUGAUCCGUCAUCCAUACUGAUAUGUCUGCCAGACAUGCAGAGAUGCGAUUCGCCACCUGGUUGUCAGAAGGGGGAAAGGAGAAGAUUAGUUGUGUGUCGUCAGCGUAGCAAUGAUAGGAGAGGCCAUGUGAGGAUAUGAUAGAGCCAAGUGACUUGGUGUAUAGUGAGAAUAGGAGAGGGCCUAGAACUGAGCCCUGGGGGACACCAGUGGUGAGAGCACGUGGUGCGGAGACAGCUUCUCGCCACGCCACUUGGUAGGAGCGACCGGUCAGGUAGGACGCAAUCCAAGAGUGAGCCGCGCCGGAGAUGCCCAGCUCGGAGAGGGUGGAGAGGAGGAUCUGAUGGUUCACAGUAUCAAAGGCAGCAGACAGGUCUAGAAGGACAAGAGCAGAGGAGAGAGAGUUAGCUUUAGCAGUGCGGAGAGCCUCCGUGACACAGAGAAGAGCAGUCUCAGUUGAAUGACCAGUCUUGAAACCUGACUGGUUUGGAUCAAGAAGGUCAUUCUGAGAGAGAUAGCAAGAGAGUUGGCUAAAGAUGGCACGCUCAAUAGUUUUGGAGAGAAAAGAAAGAAGGGAUACUGGUCUGUAGUUGUUGACAUCAGAGGGAUCGAGUGUUGGUUUUUUGAGAAGGGGUGCAACUCUCGCUCUCUUGAAGACGGAAGGGACAUAGCCAGCGGUCAAGGAUGAGUUGAUCAGCGAGGUGAGGUAAGGGAGAAGGUCACCGGAGAUGGUCUGGAGAAGAGAGGAGGGGAUAGGGUCAAGCGGGCAGGUUGUUGGGCGGCCUGCCGUCACAAGUCGCAAGAUUUUAUCUGGAGAGAGAGGGGAGAAAGAAGUCAAAGCAUAGUGGGAGAACAUAAGCAUAAGUGGGAGAACUUGCACAAUUGGUGGCUGACUAAAUACUUUUUUCCCCCACUGUACUAUUUUUGGCCACGGCUGUAUGUACUUCUGUGCAUGACUCAGUAUUUUCUUUUAAAUACUUUAGGUGGACUUAGCUUGCCCUGUAUAACACAACUAAUGGAGUAGUGCUAAAUGUGUAAAUCCUGCCCCUUCCAACGCAUGGAAAAAAGCUUAGUCAAGCACCCCCCUCUCUCUCUCUCAGUGCCCCAGGACUUCAGUUACCUCCCAGAGAAGAGUGUGAUCAGGUCUGUUGUGGACUUCCUCACCGAGGCAGGGAAGAAAGGUCCAGAGUUUGCCCACCCUAGCCUGGUGAAGACAGUCCUGGGCCCCCUGGCCACAGUGGGAGGGAGUUACCAGUACCCCCCUGUCAACUGGAGCGCCAUCCUGUCCCCUCUCAUGAGGCUCAACUUUGGUACUGUGAUACCCUCCCCACCUAACACUCUGUUCCACAUAGUCAUACACUCUCAGUAGGAAAGGACAAAUAAAUAAAUAAAUGAAAAUAUGUAUACACAUGCAGGCACACACACACACAGUGAAAGCUUAGCAAUCAUGUAUUAGCAAAAUACAUGUUAUUUCCCAACAGGUGAGAUGGUCCAACACCAAUGUAUAGAGCUGGCAUCCAACCAAGCCCAGUCUUCCCAGAGUGCAUCUCUCUUCCUGGGGGUGUGGCUGAGCCCUCCCCUGGUCCACAGUCUUAGUGUGAGUCCUCCAUAACCCAGUUUGUAAUCCUCUAUAUAAUAUGCCAUUCAGGGCUUUUCAAUUCUCAAUGUCAGUGGAUGGUCAAAGUAUUAUGGGUUUCAUUUUCUCCCUGGAAGUUAAUUGGUCAAUUAUUGUUGUUGAUUGGCCAGACAUUACAGCUUGUAAUAAACACCCCUGGAAACAAAGUGAAGAGUGCGAGCCCUCCAUUCAUUCUUCCUCCACGGUUCUCUCCCCCAGAUGCGGACGCGAGGUCACCUGUACCACAAUCUCUCUGUAUGGAUGAAGCACGUGUCGGAGGACAAGCUCCAGGUGUACGUGGAGACCCUGGGUCUGCAGCAGUUCCAGCAGGAUGUCCGGCCCCAGCGCCUGGCCCUCUGUCUGUCCCUAGUACGGGGGCUGGCACAGGCCAUGGCCCUCCCCAACCCGCCCAACACCAUCUGGGCCGUCCUGUGUACUACUACAGAGAAGAUCUUCAACCUACUCCCCAACCACAUACAGGCAGGGGAAAUCUUUAUUUUUAGACAAGUACACCUGUCAGUUAUUCUUCUUAGUCAAUCAUACGACAAGGAAUGGCUGGUGUGCGAGACUAGUGAUCACUAAACAUAUUGAAUAUCGACCAUGCACUGAGAUGUAUGUCCAUGGUUUAUUAUAGGACCAAGAGGUGGACCUGUACGUGGGAGUCUCCAAAUGUCUGUCUGAGUUGGCUGACACAGAGAUCGACCGCAUCGCCCAAGUCACAGAGGUACUGAUGUCACCUCACCUCACGCGUCAUUAAAAUCAACCUUCUCCAAAACUAAUGUCUUCUUCCUGCUGCUUUUCUAUUUUGUCCAAAUCGAUCACAUCCCUUCUUUGAGUGAUAUGUUGCUCUCUUGCCCCCUCUACAGGCUCAGAUGGAAAAGACCGGCUUCAUCCUGGCUCACCUCACCUCCCAGGGCCGAGUGCCACUCCUGGGCCUCAACGACGUCAUCGCUGCCGUGCUCCGGGGUUGGUCCAGCCACAAAGUGGGCUGGCUCCUCCUGCAGACUUUCUACCAAUGCCGUCUGGCCGCCAGCCCCAACACAGGUCAGCCCAGCAACCAAUUAGCUUUCAGGGCUGGCGGAUUUCAAAGUUGUGCUUGAACUGAUCUGACCUUUAGACCUAUAGAAGUGCCAAGGGGGGGGGGGUCAGGGGUAUUUUCAAAGUUUUUGUAAUAUACUGCAUAAUUUAUUGGUAAUUCAAGUACUCCUAAAGUGUUUUUGUUCUAGCUGCAAAAGCACACGUGAUUGAAAUACUUAUUAGUUGGAUCACGUGUGCUUGUGCAGGUUUAGAAUAACAACAUGUAACGUCGAGGGUACUGGGGGACCAGCGUUGAGGAAACCCUGGUUAAAACAAGUACACUUUCUAGGUGUGUCCAAACGAAUGGAGUGGCUUUUGGAGCUGAUGGGACUCAUAAGAAAUGUUGCUUACGGAGUGACCUCUGUCAAAUGUGGAGACACCAGGCAGGUCAGUACAGUAUAUUAACACUAUUCUCAGAAACACAUACACAGGUGCUGUGUUAUUUCUGUGUAUGUGUGUGCACGUGUGUGAACCUGUGUGAAUUGAUACACCGUCACAUGGGAUAGCUGGUAUGUUUAGAGGUCACGUGCAGGUGAGAUAUUGGUACAGUGAGCUCCAAAGGUAUUAGGACAGUAACUUUCUCACUCAUCAUUAUUCCAGAUUCUUUCAGGAUUAUCCGUAAUCAUGGUAGCAUCCACAUUAAUGUAGACGUGUUUAGAAAAAGAUUUAUUCUUAUUUACAAUAAAAGUGACUCCAAAAUGACAAUUAUUUACCAUUCAUUUCUAUUGGGCAUAAAAUAAUCUGAAACACAACCAAAACAAACAGCAAUUGAAUCCAACAAAUGUGUAGUCACAAGCUUGAUGUAGUCAUUGCGUGCUAUGAAUAUGGGACCAAAUACUUAAUAUUUUACUAUUUUAAUACACAUACAGUUCAUUCUGAAAGUAUUCAGACCCCUUCCCUUUUUCCACAUUUUGUUACGUUACAGCCUUAUUCUAAAUUGGAUUAAAUAAAUAAAAAUCCUCAUCAAUCUACACACAAUACCCCAUAAUGACCAAGCGAAAACAGGUUUUUAGAAAUGUUUGCAAAUGUAUUACAAAUAAAAAACAGAAAUACCGUAUAAAAAGUCAAGGGGUCUGAGUACUUUCUGAAUGUACUGUAUAUUGUACAUUUGUCCCAAUACUUUUGGUCCCCUAAAAUGUGUGGACUGUGUACAUAAAUUGCUGUAAUUUCUGAACGGUUCACCCGAUAUGGAUGAAAAUACCCUCAAAUUAAAGCUGACAGUCUGCACUUUCACCUCAUAGACAUUGUAUCAUUUCAUACCCAAAGUGCUGGAGUACAGAGCCAAAACAACAACACAUUUGUCCCAAUACUCUUGGAGCUCACUGUAUGUGCUGCAGGUCUGUAGUGAGUGGGUUCUGGCUGAAUGGCUAUUAUUCAGGAAUUACUUUGGAAUGUCGACCCUCGUGAAAAUGGUGUGAUUUCUGACCUGCGUUCUAUUUGUUAGCAUUGGUAUGCUUUUAUAGUCUUUUAAUCAGGAAGUCUAUUUGUGUGUUGCAUAUACUUGGGCUGAAUAACCUGGACUUCAUUUCCCAUCAUCCUGUGCAGGCCACAGACUUCCUGCUCCAGGUAUUUGCUGCGGCGGUGAUCUCCUGGGGCGACCACACCAUGCCCCUCCUUCUGGGCGUUAGGACCCAGUGGUUUCCAUGGCAGCAGGGGUCAAAGCCGCCCGGUCUACCUCACGCCCUCUACGGUGACACCGCGCUGGCCGAGCAGUCAGUCUCACUAUGCCUGUUGGGAUUGCCCCACAGCCUGAGACAGCUAUUGGCUAAAGAGCCCUGGAGGGAACAGUCACAGAAGGUAGGUCCCCAACCUCCACACAUUGAUCAUUUUCUUUGUGUGAUGACAAUGAGGUUUACUAUGUGGAAAGCGAUAACAAAAGACACUACUACGCUCUAAACAAGAUAAGAGAUGAAUAAUGUCCGUGAAUUGGUAGCAGACAGUUACCAAUAAGUAAACUGUUUUUGUGUGUUUCUUAGUUCAUAGAUUGGCUUUUCAGCAUCACUGAAGGUCCUGAAACUGGUCUGUCAGAGACUUCCAUCAACACUGCCAAAGGUGAGACACAGCGCCACAAAGCUCAAUGUCCAAUUCAUAAUAUGGUCAUUUAGCAGACACUUUUAUAUGGCAAAAUAGGAAGUACAUGCAGUAUUUCAAGGCAAAAGGGUGAGCACACUGGCUUUUCCCCCCCCCAAAACUAACAUUGAUGAAAUGAUUUUGGGCACUGACCAUUCUCUACUUCUCUAAGUAGUGGUUUCUCACACCCCACCGUUUUUUCUCUAAGUAGUGGUUUCUCACACCCCACCGUUUUUUCUCUAAGUAGUGGUUUCUCACACCCCACCGAUUUUUCUCUAAGUAGUGGUUCCUUACACCCCCCCGAUCUUCUCUCCCUUUUCCGUACAGCUGCCUUGCUGGCUCUGAAGUCCUCCACGGAGUUCAAGAAAAAAGCGGUGUGGACGCGAGCGUACGGCUGGUAA
Molecule: messenger RNA, 74662 nt
Organism: Coregonus sp. 'balchen'
Lineage: Eukaryota; Metazoa; Chordata; Actinopteri; Salmoniformes; Salmonidae
Source: the annotation of a GenBank genome assembly